Xyrichtys novacula (pearly razorfish) is the source of this 81167-nucleotide messenger RNA. The record is from the annotation of a GenBank genome assembly. NCBI's taxonomy places the organism in Eukaryota, Metazoa, Chordata, Actinopteri, Labriformes, Labridae.
GGACUGUUUGGAGUUACUGUUGCAGAAAUGUAUGUCUCUAAAAUCACAGGUGUAGCAGGCAAUGUUUUCACGUGUAUAAACUGUGCAUUUGUAGAAGAAGAUGUUAUAGUUAAGGUCACAGUUGAGUAGCGUGGUCACCUUGGUGUUACACAAGUCUGGAGCUACAUGUUAAGUAAGGUGUCUGUUAUGUAGUCCAGCUAUCUGAGCCGAUCUUCAUUGUGCUGUGGGGGUGUGUCGGUGCCAUCGUGGAAUGGUCUCCUCCUCCAGAAUCCGUCUCAUUUGGCGUCAUUUUGUCAACAAUAGAAUGGGAGAUAUGGCCUCUAAAACUCAGAUGCCGACACCGGAGACAGCGCUUCCAGGCCGGACUGACAGCAUCAUGAAAGUCUCCGGUAAGAAACUCAGCUCGGCUAGCAUGCUAACAUUAGCUGCUGGAGCGAAGUGAUGUAACUUCAUGACACGACAAAGUUACAACACGUACCAACGUGAUUAUUUGUUGAAAUGUUUGGGGUCCCAUUCGUCUUUUGCUGACUUUGGCUGUUAAGUUCUGUUUGUGCGAGCGUGAAAUAUGGACAGACAGAGUCGUUUAUAAGGUUAAAAAACCGGUUACAUUAGCUGUUAGCACCUGCCAUUGUUGACAUUCCUACUCAGUGCCGUCUGCGCAUGCGCUCAUCUUCACCACGUUGUAAGCCGAAUGUGUUGACUUUGUUUACGAAUCUGCACUUUUUGGCCAGGUGACAGAAAGCUACAACUAAAUUAAAGCUUACUGUCUUGUAAAGAUUUGUAAAGAGACGACUUUCGUCAAUUUGAACACUGUCAUUUGUCAUUUGAACACUGCAAAAUGGAUUGCUGUCCACAUUGAGGAUCAGGAUAAAUUAUUCAUCCUGUUGCGUGGCACUCCUUUGGGUACAAACUGGUUACUGUGAUAUGAACAUCAUUAACCCUGCCCUCUUACUCACAGUGAAUUUUCCAGGGUACUUCUGGCUGUGUUCUCACACCAGUACAUGCAAAUUUUUUGCGGAAAUGUUAUCGAGUGGCUGGCAGAAAAAAGUUUGUGUGAAGUUGGGCUGAGGGUUUAGAUGGUUUGUGCACAUAUGGGCAGCCCAUGCUGGAUAUUUGGUAAGUUUCUCAGAGUAUGGUGCAUGUGUGGUACAGUGUAUGUCCUAAUUUUGGUUGCUUGAGAUCUUCAUGUAACAUCACAGACUGUAUCCUAAGUGUGGCAAACGCACAAAACCAAACUCUGAAAUAGGCCUAACUUACCUCAAAAACGUGGGCAAUGGCAGCAUGGCAUGUAGGCAUGUAGCAUAGCAUGUAGUCUUGGCUUUUGAAAAAUCUCGUAUUUUAAUAUGAAUGUUAUAAUUCAUAUUAAAUGUAUAAUAAUAAAAUAUGAUACACAUGUAAAACCAAACUUUCCAAGUACUUGUAGUCAAUUUUUCAUCAUGCGUAUCAUGCAUUAGGACUUUUAAUUCCCUAUAAUCCUUACAGUUGUCAGUCUAACAUGUACAUAGCUAAAACAAAAGUACUUGUUCUGGAGAUAAGGGGUGUUUUCUGUGAGUAUAAACAGACCGACAGCAGCACUAAGUUGGCAGUUGGGGCAGUUGGCACCAACCUGCCCCCUCUUCAGUACAAGUGAGGGCGCUGAGUCUUGGCACAUGAUGAAUAGAUCCGCCCUGGCACUGAACAAAAGACACAAGACACACACACUCAGACACACACACACACACAACCACCACCCCUUUAACAUUAAACAGAGAAACAUGACAGAAAUAACUAGUGAGUGUAAAGGUUGUGUGUGGAUGUAUUGACUCUGUACCAGGGUUGUUUUUACAGGAAAGCAGAGGUCAACGUUAGAAUGAAUCUUAGCCCGUUUUUAAGAUUUGAAUUGGAGCAAUUUAGCCAUGAUGUUAAAAAUUUUUCAUGAGGUCAGACAGAGGAGGAGAAGUGUGAGAUCAGAGGGGUUAGAAGGGUGUGGGUCCACCGAAAAAAAGGAAGAUUGGUAAAAAAAUGGAUUGAUCGAUGGGUGGAGGGGUUCAGACAAAGUGGCAGACAUGCUGGAGCAUCGCCAAAGCUUCUCGGGAAAGCAGCCCACAACCAAGAGAGGCGAAAGAAGAGCGAGGGAGCAGUGAGGGAAGGAAAAGCCAUGCCUGCAGUGGAGGAGACUUGGCAGGGCUUCCCCUCCUUUGUCUGUCUGGCUCAGGGCUGCAGCGCCAGAGGAAAUCAAGAAACGUCCAGGCAUGUUGGUGGUGGUGGAGGUGGUGGUGGAUUGGGACAGGCUCUGCUCGGCUCUGAAACAAGAGAGAAAAAGUUCUUUGGAACGGCGAAAACUCGAGCUAUGGAAACCAGAACACAAAACAAGCGAUUUUUACUUUUUGGGUGAUAUUCACAUUGGAGACACUGGACCAGGCCACGUUUUUCGGAAAUAAACUCGACCGCAUGAACAGGAUGAGCUGACCAACAAUUUUAAUAGCUUUAAUUUUAUUUCUUCAGAGAGCAAAACAACAUUUCUGAACUCAGCAGAUGUUUGAUUUCAAGGAGUCCACUUUAAGCCAGAGGAAGGCCAACCUGGCACGAAACAAGAGCUUUGGGUAUGAAUGCCUCACUAAGUUCAUUUGAAAUAUUAAUGUUUAUAAAAAAUGGUUAAAUUAUUUUGUUGCGAAGUUUUUAAACUGUGAAAUCGCAGAAGGUUGUCUGGUUUGCAUUGUGUGUGUGUGAUGAGUUGUCAUGUCUGGAUAUUGACAGGAGGAUUUGAAGCAGGCCAAGCCAGACCAGAGGACAGUUGUCAUGACCAGGGUGCAGAGCAGUGUGUGGUGUGAAUUGCGUUAUUAUUUUAGUAAGUUUGUUGAUAUUGGCUGUGGCACUGUUAAAUUUUUUGGGAUUGUGCGUCUUACUCUUGACCUUAAAAUAGUACCUUAAGGUCCAUUUAAAGGAGACCUAUUACACUGAUACAAUGUUAAACCUCUGUAGAUUCUCAAAACUAUGAAUGAACACAGGUGGAAUCAUGUGCUUAAGAAAAAAGUGUGAAAUAACUGAAAACAUGUUUUAUAUUUUAGAUUUCUCAAAGUAGCCACUCUUUGCUUUUUUGAUAGCACUGCAAACUUUUGCUGUUCUCUCAAUGAGCUUCAUGAGGUCGUCACCUGAAAUGGUUUUUACUUCACAGGAGUGCCUGAAGUAACCCUGACAAGGUACUUAUGUCAUCAAGAGCAAAGGGUGGCUAUUUUAAAGAAACUGGAAUAUAAAACGUGUUUUUGGUUAUUUCACACUUUUUUUAUAAGUACAAAAUUCUACAUGUGUUCAUUCAUAGUUUUAAUGCCUUCAGUGAUCAUCUACAAUGUGAAUAGUCAUACAAAAAAAUAAAGAAAAGACAUUGAAUGAGAAGGUGUGUCCAAACUUUUGGCCUGUACUGUAGUACCUUAAGGUCCAUUUAAAGGAGACCUAUUACACUGAUACAAUAUUAAACCUCUGCUUAGUUUCAAACAUGAAAUAUACAGAUGCUGUCCGGCUUCUCUGAACAGCUCUGUUUUGGAGCUUGGUGAGACUUGGGAUGAACCUGAUGUCAUGCUGUGCCGUCCUAUUAGAACAAUGUUGAGCGACGUGGUGUUUCAAAUAUUCCUCCCUCAGGAGAGUCGAUUUUGGUUGGAAAACAUUAUUGUUUCUGGUUGUCAUGUCCCCUCAGCCUUUAAUGAAAAAUUAAAAGUUGUCCUCAUCCCAGCUGAUACAGGUGUGUACGGAUACACAGCAGCUGCUCUGUUAAUCAGCAGCUUUUUCUUUCAGCUUUCAGAGAAAAACAUCCUGUUUUUUCUGGGAACAUUUCCAGGGAAAUUUGAGGUUGACAUAAAUACAGAUAUGAGGAGUGAUAUUAUGCUAAUGAGAUAUCAAGUUUGUUUUAAAAACAUGGAGUUGUUUUUCUGGCAUCACACUGUGUAAACUGAAAACAGCAGCUAAGCUGAGGCCAAAAAAAUCAUUUUUAACCAGCUUUCUCAUUUCCUCCCUCUAAAAGCUAAACUACAGUUUAGUUUACUGAGUUAGAGCUAGCGCAUCAAAAGAGAUGUCUUCCUGCUUUUACAUAUUUUACAAACUUAUAUUAAGUUAAAAUGUUGGGUGUCAAUUCUAAAUGGAUAAAGUUUCAAACUAUGAGGUAAACCCCUGAGUAAUCACAGGAUGUGACAGAAGGCAGCUGUUAACAGCUUACUCUGUCACAAGAUUUAUGUAAGACAGACACAGGAUUGGCGAAACUUCUUGUAAAAGCACAAUUACCAAAAAAGCAAAUGGAAAAAUCUUCUUCUGUUCAUUGUCACUGGAGAUUUUUGGUCUCUCCAACCAACUCCAUUAUGAUGACAUUGUGGCAUGGACAUGGCGGCAUAAUAACUGAUAUUAACAUAUGCUUAUUUGGGUUGGCCAAUGUACAAACCCAGGUUGGAGCUGGCCAGUUUAACACUUGACUCCUCUGGAUCCAUACUGUUGUAAUACCUGCAGAAUCUGGUUUGUCACUGUCUUGCUGAAAAAAAAUGAGGUCAUCCCUGAAAAAGGUGUCAUCUGUAUGGGGGCAUGUUCCUCCAAAGCCUGCAUACAAUGGUCAGCAUGAAUAGAGCCUUAUUUAAACUAGCCAUACCAUGGACACUUGUGCAUCCCUAUACUCAUCACUGAUGCUGGCUUUUGAGCUACUGGCUGAUGUGUGGUCUCCCCUCUCUGGAGAGCAUUGGAUGCAACGUCUGUGAUUUCCAAAAAAAGUCAGAUUUGUAUUUUUCAGUCCACUUUGCUUCAUGUGAUUUCAAAUGGGCUAAAAUCCAGAGACAUCCGUGUCCCUGGAACAAGUUAAUACAUGGUUUUUUUUUUUCAUGGCAUUUGUUGAUGCUGGGAAAAACUGUGUUACAAAACAGUGGUUUGUGAGUUUGAUUCUGAGCCCAUGCUGUGAUUUCCACGACAGAGUCCUGUCUGUUUUUAAUGCAGUGCCUCAUCAGGGCCAGGAAAUGUUGGCCAUCCAGUCUCAUUUAUCUGCCUUGUGCCUUUCAUACAGCCUUCUCCAGAUUCCCAAAUUCUUUGCAAUUCUAUGCUAAAGAACAUUAUUCUGAAACUGUUGAACUAUUAGCUCUCGCAGUUUCUCACAGACUACAAAACCUCUCCCCAGUUAUACCCCUUUACUGCCAUGUCGGCUGAAUACUGUUAUUGCCUGUGAAGUCUAGAGUUGUCUCCUUGUAAUGUACAAUCAGUGAAAAUGAAUUUCCCUACAGGGACCAAUAAAUACAUCUAAAUCUAAAAUCUAAAUCUGAAGGACUCUGCCUCUCUGGCCCAUUUUUUAAAGCCAGUCAUGGUACUUAACUGUUGUAAAUUGAGCAAUUUAGUUGGGAGACGUUCCUCCAUUUUUUUUAAGGGUUACAUAACUUUCUCGGUGUUUUGUUGUCCUUUUCAGGACCUCUUUGAAAGAUGUUUCUGGUAUCAAAUUUAAAAAGAGCAUAACUUAAAACUGGUUUGGUGACAUGCUCUGUCACGUGUUAUGUACUUUAUCUUUUCAUACAUCUCUAUUCUGCUUACAUUUGCUUUAUUUCUAAAGACAGGCCUUUACUUGAUUCAGAAUAUAGUUGGUUCUUCCUCACAGGCAAAGGGUUUUGAAUUCCUCAUCUACCUUCUGUGUAACAUCCUGGUGUCUGAAUAUUUGUUAUCUUGCUGUCUAUCAGUCGCAUAAAUCAGGUGAAUUCAGGUGAGGCUGAGCACACAUCUCUCACUCUGCCUGUACCUGUUAAAUGACUGACUGUGCGCUGUUAUCAGGGUUCAGGCCAACACUCCUCAAUCCAUCCACCUUUUGUCACCGCUGUUACCACGACAACAGAGGGGACCCCAGUGAAUGAAUAUGUGUUUGUGUGAGAUCCCAUCUGCAGAGCUCUUUGUUGUUUACACAGUGGCCUGAUAACCUUGACGGGCAAAAUGAUGGGCAUUCAGGGGGGAGUGUGAGAGACAUAACAGAUGAGGUGCAUGUAUUGAUCAACACAGAAUGAAUAAGAGAGAGAAAUGGAGAGACGUAAAGAAGGAGGGAGAGAAAUGAGAGCUGAGGACAUGAGGUUAACAGUGUUAAAAGUACUGUUAUUCCAUCUGAAGAUACAAGAUAAUACUCUGUGUAGAAGGAAAAAGUACUUUUUUGCGGUUUGCUGUGUCCACGGAAAUCAAACACAUGUUGAAAACUCAUUUGUGAGGCAGGUUAGUUUCAAACGCUGAAUAUGAUUGACAGCAUCAUGUUAGCUUUACUCCUGUGCUGAUAUUAUUGAUGAUGAUGAUAAAAUGAUUUGAUAACGCAACUGAAGAUCAAUUUCAAGUAUGUGGACAAAUUAGAAAAAGUGAUUCAUAGUGAACGGGUGCUUUGAGGGUCGCCCCGAUGGGACUCCAGUGUUCAUAACUACCUGUUCAAAAUUCAUUAUCCUGCUUCUUACCCAACUACCAUCCAAAUUCAUGAAUAAAUUGAUACUAAAUGAUUAUUUGAAGAUGGUUUUAUUGAUUUGAAAAGAAAUAUGUGUGAAGAAAUUAAUGGUCUCUCUUUCACUGUAGUCAGCUCUCACCUGCUUUGAUCACUUUGCAUGGGUUGAACCCUCUUUUAUUCAUUUGGUUUCUGUCUUAAGUAUUUUUGUUCUUUGUGAGAACAAGAUUUAGUCUUGUAAAUGUUUUUUUUUUCUUGAAAGGAAAGGUCAUCUGAUUAUCAGGGUCAUUUUUUGACAAAUUAUAUAAAAUAUUAUCACCUUUAGUUAAGUUCAUGCUGUUGGAGCAUUAUAAGUUCUUUUAAAGUCAGUUUGAAACCUUUGCUGAACAUUUCCUGCUCCGUCCUUCAUGUUUGGCAGCCUCCACAACCUUUAUGAGAAUCCAGUUAUUGUUCAGACUAUCAAACACUCCAGCUCAGUCCUUCAUUUAUUCAUUCACAGGGGAGCGUCUUCUUAACAACAGCCUUGACUAUUGUGCCUUAAGCCCAUUGAAGCACUCUGUUUUCCUAACAAACUCUUAAUUUAUUCAUAACUUGAUGAUGUUAACGAACGCACGGCUUCCUUGAGAUGUCCUGCGUGUUGUGAGGCGAGCGCAGGAGGCUGUCGGCAGCAGAACAAUAAGCGCGGCGCUGACGGUCGUGAUGAUGGGCAGUCAUAAAAACCAUGAUGGCAAUCAGAGGAGCUACUCGAGAGGCUCAGAUAGAGGGAGAGGGGGAGAGAGGAAAACACUGAGGCAGGGGGAAAUAAAUGGAAAAGAGGGAGCUGGGGGGGAGGGGGGAAAUGUAAAAGGGGGAUGAUAAGAAAAGAGGGGAGAUGAAGAAACCAGGCAAUCAGAGAAGGAGAGAUGCAGAAGGAGAGGAAGAGGAGGAGGGUGGGGGAGGUUACUUUGUAGAUUUAAUUGCAGAGCAGUUGAGGCAAUCUUUUCUAUGGGUGUGUGUUGAGACUCUCCAAUAUCCCCCAGCCAGACAUUAGCUGCAGCGUUUCAUUCAUCACUGUCAGGUCUGGAGCUCCAGGGUGGAGGAGGAGAGGGGGUGGGGUGGGGUGGGGGGGGGUGUCCUGGAUGUGAAGGCCAGGUUGGAGCUUCUUUCCAGGGGAGGGCAGCAGGUUCUGGGUUUUAAUUUUCAGCAAGUGGGAGGAGAGAAAAGGGUGACAGAGAGAGAAUCUGAUCAUUACACUUGAUACUGACUCGAUCGUUGAGUUUUUUUAGAAGUGACACCAAAGACAAAGGAGACCCUUGGUGGGCCCCAGAUAAGGGUUCUACCUGGUAUCUUUCUGUCUGGGUUGCUGCUUUGUUCCACCCAAUAUCCUGCUAAGUUGCAUAAAUGCCUCAGAAGCAGAUUUCAGAUCCUGGGUAAUCAUUUUUAAUAAUCACAAUUAGGGCCUGACCGAUAUGAAUUUUUUGGUGCCGUCCCGAUUAUUAAAGCUACGGUCUACGAUCUGAAAACAGUUUGGCUGUUUGACCAGUUUGAUUUGAAAAACGCAGCCCGCCCCCCCUUCACUCACCCCUCCCCUCCGUGUUCCAAGAUCCCGCCCUCGCAGCUUGUGUCUCCUCCUAACAACACGCCCCCUCUGAUAGAGCAAGAAGCCGGCAGAAAAUAUCAGCAGUGGUACACAGUGGUAACUAUUUCAUUUGGACUGAAAGGAUCAAAACCAAAUAUUGGUAGCUUGAUCACGUAAUGUGUACUGUUGUUUAUUCUACCGUUACUGGCACGGCUAACAGUGUAGCAAGGCUAAUAGCAGAUGGAUAACUCUAACUUUAGCUUGCAUAUUACAUGAUGCUUCACUGUUAACUCGGCGUGACCGAGACCAGCACAGCGGGGAACAUUGUGAAGUGGGUUGAACUGAAACUUGUUGACUUAUUGUGUAUUUCACAAACUGGACCACUCUCCUCCGGGUGUCCCUGAGCUGCCUGCUUCAGAUCCGUCACUCUGCUGUACUGUGAGGUAGUUAGUGGAUAAAGAUUGUCAUGAGGUCGCUGCACCAUCUACACGAUAAGUCGGGGAUCUUUUCAAAUGGUGGAACAUUUUAGAUGUGAAACCGAAUCUUUUUCUCCGCAUUUCAUCUCUGAAAAUAUCGGCGACAAUCGGCGAGUUUUGGCCGAUUACCGAUUAGUCACAAACUGGCUAAAAUUGGCCGAUUUAAUCAGCUCGCCAAUAAAUCAGUCGGGCCCUGACCGCAAUAUUAUUAUCAGUCAAAAUGUGAGUUUUGCUCCAGUCAAGCAGCCCUGUUUGCUGGCUCUGCUGCUGUUGCACGGAUUGCAGGACAGGAUGUUCUUUAAGACGAAACCAGCAUUUUUACCACAGUGUUAGACUCUCUUCCUCACACUGGUGAGAUGUGACUUCUGUGAUCAGUUUGAUUGUAGUGUCAAUUUGUCAUGAUUGUUUUGACCAAUCAGAAUCAAGUAUUUCACACAGAUGGGUAAUUUUAGAAAGCUGGAGAACAAUGCCUUUAUUGGUUAUUCUCUCCAUUUAUUUAUUGCAAAUUUAGGUGAAAUAUGUUGUUUCAGUAACUCCCCAAGCCAAACAUCACACCCUAAAGUGCGUAGCCCUAACCUUGACCUUAAAAUCUUCACUGUGAAGUCAAGAAACAAACAAAAACAUUCACAUCUAAGUGGCUGUGAUUUGACUUUUUGUGUUACAUCUCAAAGAGCUAGCAAAAUGUUCAUGACCCACACUCAGGUCUGCGCCUGAACGCCUCGUGUUUGGACACAGAGUGAUAUGCUGAUCAUUUAACUGCAAAACACCAUCUUUUCAUCCAGUCGUUGACCUCUGUGACAUCCCUCCCCUGUCUCCCCUACGCCGCCAGCUCUCUGCAGAAGAGACAGCUAUUAUCGCUUUUACUGUUAAAACACUUUAAGCUUUUUGAAAUCUUAGUGUGUAAACUUUGUUCUUUCUGCCGCCAUAAUGGUUUUUAUUGUGCUGCCGGUGAACAAAGGGAGAAAGAAAACAAGUUAAGAAAAAAAAAAAAAAAGAUAAAACAGACACAAAAAGACGGUGACGCAGGAGUCUGACUCUGCAUUUUGCUCCCUGUCUGCUCUGUGUGCACGGUGACGCAAACAUUGUUCUGUGGUUUAUCUUGGAGAGGCAGAAUACAGUGAAAGUCUCUCUUUACUUUAUCCUCUAUAUAAAAGCUGGGAUUGAAAAAGUUCCGGUGAUAUAAUUGAUUGACUUUAAACAGCCAUGAAUUGAGCAUGGAUCUCUUUUUUUUUGUGCAUUUAUAUAUUUUAUUUGUAACAUUUUGCUGAUUUUGAUCUCACUUCAGGAACACAAAUGUGAUGGAGGAUUCGUUGUAAGGACAGAGAGAUGAAACUUGAGUGUAUCGAGUGCUGAUUGGCUGAUUCUGGAGCAACUCUUCAUGCCUCACUUGCACACACACAUACACUCACACACACACACACACACGUAGGCUAGAGCUGAAAUAGAGCAGCACUAAUGUAGAGUGUGUGCGUGCGCUGCAGAUGUCACCAUGGAUAGAGGUCUGCUCUGUGAUCAGGCUUAUUAUUCUGACAGGAUUUAGGGGGCUGCAGAAGAGACUAGGAGGCACACUGGUUUCCCACUCACACACAGACACACGCGCACACACACACAUGCAUGUACACACUUGUACCUAAAAUGAAGUGGCUAGCUGUUUUGAUGUGAAGUGUCCUGAAGUGCUUUCUAACCUCUUUUGCUGCUCUUUACGGCCAAAAUAAAAACAAAUGAACUGCCAGUAAAAACAGCCAGUAAGCAGCCUCUGUAGGUACAGUAUAAGGGCAGAAAGCAGCACUUUUUUCACUGUUUGAAUCACUCUAUUAGUAUCAUUCGUGCACUGAGGAAAGGGGAGUUUUUGAUUCACACUUUCUGUAUUUUUGUUGCUUUUCUAUUCUGCAGAAAAGAGCAGCUGCAAGGUUAAGCAAUUCAGUGAAAAUACAACAAACUCCCUCACACACAUACACACACAUGAACACACACUGUUGCAUCGGACCUCACAGGAGAAUAUGAAUUCAAUUAAUCAACAAGAGGCGUUGUUAUCAUUCUCAGACAGAUAAAGGCGACCACGAGUACAGGCAUUUCAAAGGAGUGCAGCGCGAAUAAUUACUCUACAGAAAAAUACCUCCAUAUAUACAGAGAGUGUGUGUUUGCGUGUGUGUUUGUGUGUAAGAAAAGAUAACUGUAGAAUAUUAAUGAAUGUUUUUGAGAAGGUAUUCAUUUUCAUCUCUUUCUUCCUCAUGUUUGAAAAUUAUUUAUCCCUCGUCUUAGCCUUGGCUGAGGUUAUGAGGCUGUUUUUUGUUUGUGUUUUAAUUUAUUAUACUUUAUUCAUGAGUUACAGGCCAACAGGAGACAAAACUGUUUCCCAGAGAGCUUGAAAGCAAAAGUUGAAAAAUGCAAAGGGAACACACCACCUCCAAGAAGUGGAGUUUGGACAGCAAAAGCAGGUGCUGGGCUAUUUACCUCUUACUGGUUUGUUCUAAUGGAAGAGGUGCUGCAGGAGCAUGCCUGACAACCUUGGAGUUAAUUAACUUAAUUUGCCACAGCUGCACACGUGUUUUGGCAGGACAUGGAUAUCAGACAUUAUUUGCCUCUUUAACAGACAUCAGCACCAGUGUCACUCACAUCUGUUGUUUUGCAUCAGUUUUACGCUAGCAUGUACCAUCUUACUGAUUUGACCCCGCUAGCUGCCCAGUCUCAAGGUCUAAUUCACCAAGUAAUAAGUGGUAAGGAGGGAUAUUCAAGAUAAAAGCUUGAAUAUAUUUUCACAAAAACACCCACAAUGCUCUGCAGCUCUGUGUGCUGUCCAUCUGUUUUGCAUAUCUCAUUUAAGGGCUGGGUGACAAACUGAAAAUUUACCAAUACGGGAAUUUACGACGAUAAUCGACGUCAUUUUGCCCAUGUCGGUAUAUUUGGUGUCAAAAAAAUAAAUGAAUAAAAGUUGGUUUUGGAUGUGUGUAGAGAGGCUAUGGUCUCAUGUCCCUUGAAGACGCUGACGGAGAUGUGACUCCACCCCAUCCAGUCUGUAACAAAGAGGGAAAGACAGGUGAGGAGAUGGAGGAUGGUUCAAAAGUUGUAGCGGCUGGAGCAGUGACUGAAGUCGAUGCAGUUAAUGUGGAAGGGGUGAGCAGCUUGUGGAGUAGUUAUUGUUCAUUUAUCAUUAUUGAGGUGAACUGCUCAAUAUACCGUGAUACUGAUUUGAGGCCUUAUCGCCCAGCCCUAUUUCAUUGUGACUGAGAUGAGCUGUCAGCCUCUCCAUCCUGUGCAGAGCUGUGCUGUGCACUCUAAUUCUGCUGGUGCCAAGCUCCAUCUGUCUGUAUGUAAAGAAAGGUCUUGAGUUAGUUAAGUUAAGUUAGUUAAGACAAAUGUGACACAGAUUUCACAGCUUAUGUGUGGCUUAUUCUUUGGAGCGUUAGCAAAGUGCAUCUUUUUUGGAUAAGAAAACUCUCUUGUUCAUUAUGGUAGUUUGUUUAAGAUGUGCAGGGAGUAAGGCACAAAAAGCCCCUUUCUGAUUUGAAACCCCGACACUUGUGAAAAUACGAAACCAAGUUAUCCUGUAGAUCAAUAAAGACAGAUUUUAUAGUAUUUCUAGGCCAACCAGAUGUGCAGUAGCUCUCUAAACUGCCGAGGAGUUUUGACAUUAACACUCCAGCAUAAUCAGGACCACUCUGCACGUUGUUUGCACCACUGUUAAGGUGUUGAGGCAGCACUGUCCUUCAUACUCAUGGCUCUUACCAGCUACUCUCUUAACAGCCCUCACACAGCUGUAUCGCCAUACUGACUGCACUAUGUGACGCCAUCAGUCAUCUGUGCUCAUUUACAUGUGGGUAGUAGAGGGACAGUUCUUGCACAUUUGGAGCAUAACCUUGAACAGUAAGAGUCCGCAAUUACUCCUUAUAACUUUCUACAAUUUAAUUACACUCACCGGCCACUUUAUUAGGUACACCUGUCCAACUGCUCGUUAACACUUAAUUUCUAAUCAGCCAAUCACAUGGCGGCAACUUAGUGCAUUUAGGCAUGUAGACAUGGUCAAGACAAUCUCCUGCAGUUCAAACCGAGCAUCAGUAUGGGGAAGAAAGGUGAUUUGAGUGACUUUGAACGUGGCAUGGUUGUUGGUGCCAGAAGGGCUGGUCUGAGUAUUUCAGAAACUGCUGAUCUACUGGGAUUUUCACGCACAACCAUCUCUAGGGUUUACAGAGAAUGGUCCGAAAAAGAAAAAAUAUCCAGUGAGCGGCAGUUCUGUGGGCGGAAAUGCCUUGUUGAUGCCAGAGGUCAGAGGAGAAUGGCCAGACUGGUUCGAGCUGAUAGAAAGGCAACAGUGACUCAAAUAACCACCCGUUACAACCAAGGUAGGCAGAAGAGCAUCUCUGAACGCACAGUACGUCGAACUUUGAGGCAGAUGGGCUACAGCAGCAGAAGACCACACCGGGUGCCACUCCUUUCAGCUAAGAACAGGAAACUGAGGCUACAAUUUGCACAAGCUCAUCGAAAUUGGACAAUAGAAGAUUGGAAAAACGUUGCCUGGUCUGAUGAGUCUCGAUUUCUGCUGCGACAAUCGGAUGGUAGGGUCAGAAUUUGGCGUCAACAACAUGAAAGCAUGGAUCCAUCCUGCCUUGUAUCAACGGUUCAGGCUGGUGGUGGUGGUGUCAUGGUGUGGGGAAUAUUUUCUUGGCACUCUUUGGGCCCCUUGGUACCAAUUGAGCAUCGUUGCAACGCCACAGCCUACCUGAGUAUUGUUGCUGACCAUGUCCAUCCCUUUAUGACCACAAUGUACCCAACUUCUGAUGGCUACUUUCAGCAGGUUAAUGCGCCAUGUCAUAAAGCUCGAAUCAUCUCAGACUGGUUUCUUGAACAUGACAAUGAGUUCACUGUACUCAAAUGGCCUCCACAGUCACCAGAUCUCAAUCCAAUAGAGCAUCUUUGGGAUGUGGUGGAACGGGAGAUUCGCAUCAUGGAUGUGCAGCCGACAAAUCUGCGGCAACUGUGUGAUGCCAUCAUGUCAAUAUGGACCAAGCUCUCUGAGGAAUGCUUCCAGCACCUUGUUGAAUCUAUGCCACGAAGAAUUGAGGCAGUUCUGAAGGCAAAAGGGGGUCCAACCCGUUACUAGCAUGGUGUACCUAAUAAAGUGGCCGGUGAGUGUAUAUCUGCUUUAUAUAAGAGCAAAUCUACCUGCAAAUAUCAACCAUAACAGGAGGUUUAAGCAGCUUUAAUCCGGAUCCAUCCGGAAACAACUACUCAGGUACAUAUCAGCAGAAAUAUUCCACAUUUCAGAGCAUACUGUACAUGCACCUCCAGGCUUUUGUCUCUUUCUUAAUCAUUCUCUCCGUGCACAUACUUGUACACACACUCACACAGAGCUGUUAGACUCAUUUGUAUUCUGUCUGUAGGUAUUGUCUCUCCCCGCUGACAUUUACAUUUAAAUUGUUUAUCUCUGAGUUUUAUGUGUGUGCGUCUACGUCUAAGUCUGCAUGCGUGUGUGUGUGUGUGUGUGUGUGUGUGUGCGCGUACUGGGGGAUGGGAUGGCACUGCAAUAAAGUGAGUGUUUAGCAGAUCAACGAGUGAUCCUUAAUGUGGCUUCACAGGAAUAAAAACGGCUGCAUAAAACUGAACGUAAAAAGAAUCAACUGGAAACCACCAACGGUGUGUGUGUGUUAUUGUGUCAUGGUUUAAACCAUAAUCCAUAUUAACCCAACCUUUGCAUUUGAUCUCACUUUCAUUAAUGCUGUUCUUUUUCUUUUUUGGCCUACGUUAUGAUCAAGAAUGAGAUAAGAAGCAUUUAAAUUAUGUACAAAACCCAAUUCCAAUGAAGUUGGGAAGGAGAAUGUGUAAAUUGUAAAAAAAAAAAAAACAGAAUACAAUGAUUUGCAAAUCCUUUUCAACCCAUAUCCAAUUGAAUACACUACUGGCAGUGUUGGGUUACUGUACAGUCCAUACAGUGCUUCCAGUAUAACGAGUUUGCUUGUUCAUACUGCAAAGAUCUGUCAAUAUUUGAUGAAGUUAUAUUUAUGUAUAUAUAUAUAUAUUUAUAUAUAUAUAUAUAUAUAUAACUUCUAUGGCUCUUUUUUUUUUUUUUUUUUUUGACUUUUUCCAUUGACUUUUAUGCAAAAUUUUAACACAAUUUUAUUGCAACUUAUGUUGCUCUGACGAGGUGAAAUCCGUCCAAAGUUACGAGCAGGUCCGGAGUCAGUUCGUUCAGCCAUGACUCCGUGAACAUCAUGAGGCUGCACUCACGAUACUCCCACUGCAGCCUAGUCAGCGCUGUGAGCUCUUCCAUCUUGUUGGGGAGAGACCUCACGUUUCCCAUGAUGAUGGACGGGACAGUUGGUUUAUAACGUCUCCACUUUGCCCGAUGCUUAACUCCAGCCCUGCGUCCUCUUCUUCUCCUGCGGAGCUUAGUGGGGAUGUCCGGUCUCUCCCACAAAGGUGGCCGGGCUUGGGGCAGCGCCAACAGCUGUUCAUGGCUGUAAACAAUGGGGCCGCUGAAUGGGUCGCCGGUCGUGGAUUUAAAAACUCCAAAAAGAAAACAAAGUGCAAGAGUCAUGAAAUGCACAUCCAUGGUUGGAAUAUGCAAGACACAACACUGCUGAAAAAAAGAAAGACAAAUAAGGUGCCAAAAAACGACAAUAAGAAGGAAAAAACAUAAAGUCUGUGAGGAGCUGAUGUGACUUGCUGCCACUCUCAGGGCGCUCGAGUCACGAGAAAAUGUUCCCUGACCGGGAAUCGAACCCGGGCCACGGCGCUGAGAGUGCCGAAUCCUAACCACUAGACCACCAGGGACGCUAAAGGUUAACCUUUUCAAAUUAAAACAUUUUUAGGUCAUCAAGUGAACAUUAUUGAGCUAAUAAUAAUAAUUUUUCGAUUGAUUGAUUGAUUGAUACACCAGUGGAGAGCCAGUUACUGAGUGUCCGCUUACUUUUACUCUUGUCAGCCAUUACCAUAACGUCAAUCCUGUUAUUGUCAUUUAUUUGAUAAAAGUGUAAAAAAUGACAACUCAUAUGGGCUUUCAACACUCACCAUUAUAAUUUAAAUUAAUUAAUUAAUGUCCAGACGAAGAAGAAGAAAAAAUCCACAACAUAACAAUAGUGCCAUGGCUUUGCGUUUAGUGCCAAUAACACAAUCACCCGACUGAAAGCUUAAACUUCAGUAAAACAACCUUCACUCUGUUAUUAUUGUAUCUUCUUUCCAUUAAGGUCCUUAUAAUAACCAGUGGAAAAAAGAUUGUUAUGACACCUCUUAUUUAACCCUGUAAGAUACUUAUAAACUGUCCACCUGAUUCUUAUAAAACCCCACAGGUGUCUUAUUAGCAAUAAUAGAUGUGUUCAUCAUGCUUAUUUUAACACUUAGAAUUUAUUAAUGUUGCAAACAACAUGGCAAAUGAAUAGUAAAUACUGAAAUAUGUUGAAAAACAUAACGAUUUAAUCAUCCAAACCAACGUAAAAGAGGGGGCACAUCAGGAUAGACCUAAAAUAGAUUGAAUAUGGGAUGCAUUUACAGCAUACAUAUGAGGGGUAUUGUUAGGAUUUGUUGGGUUUAUGCAGACUUGCAUAGUAAAAUAGACAAACUGAAGACACAUGAAAAAUUUAGAAACAAAGCACAAUCUUCAGACAUGAUAAACUGUUGUUACACCUCUUUAAGAAGUGAAAACUAAAUAUGAAUUGAGAAAAUUAUAAUGGACGCUGUAAGUGUCAGUGUAACAAUGUAGUGAGAGAGACAAAAAGUGAGUCAAAAACACCCCAAAUAUGUUAAGAACUACAAAUGAACUUUCUUCUGUCGAGUCUUGUUUUUUUUUUGUGUUUUUUUUGUCACAAUACCAACCCUCCUCCUUUAUCCGGGCUUGGGACCGGCAAAAAUGACCCAAUUGAGACAUUUUGGCGGAGUUACUGGGUUUUUUUUAUUUUUUAUACACAAUUGUAUAAAAAUGAGGGAAACCGAAGCACUCGGAGAAAACCCCUUCACCAGCCUCAGUGAGGCUGUAACCCAGAGAGUAAACUGGACACUGAGGCGGGACCUCAGGCCUCAACCCUCUUCAAAUGUACAUAUUCACAAUAUGUGUUUUUUGUGGGAGUUUUUUGUGUGGUUUUUUUUCGUGUGUUUUUUUGUGGGAGUUUUUUGUGUGUUUUUUUGUGUUUUUUUUUUCAAUGAAUGCAUGUCAUGCGUCUUUAAGAGGUCUGUGUGUCUCUUUUAAAGAGCCCCUGAAACCUUUUCCUCAAAGACCUCUUUGGUGGCCUCCUGACCGCCUCCAACUGCUCCUCCAGUCUCCUCACUUUAUCCAUUACAGUAUCAUUUGGUGGGGAUGUCUGAGUCUGAAUCUCAGUCUCCUUCACUUCACAAUCCUGCUGAAUGACGGUGAUGGACUCCAUCGAGGAGGCUUUCUCUCUCUGCCACUGGAGCUUGUGUCUCUCCAGAUCCUCAUAGGCCUGGUUCAGCGAGGUCUCCAAAGUAAAAGAUUUCUCCUUUUCUGCAAGGAGCUGUGACCUGUCCUCUUCCCACUGACUUGUCUUCCUGGACAGGUCCUCCUGAGCCUGAUGAAGAGCAGACUUCAGCUGACUGACUUCCUCGUGAUGCUUGCGAUUCUGGUUCUCAUCACUUUCCAGGACCUCAUCUAGGGAAGCUCUUAUCCGGCUUCUUUCCUCCUCUUUUUCUCUCAAAAGACCUGAGAAGUCCUCGUCCUGAGCCUUCAGCUUCUCCUGAGCCUGGAUGAGCUUGACCUUUAAGGAUUCUUGCUCCAGAAUAAGGUCAGCUCUCACUUUAUUCGCCUUGUUCUUUUGGUCUUUUAGCUGUUCUCGUAACUGGGCGAGGUCCUCUUUCAACUUGCAGCGGUCCAGUUUCUGCUGAAUGCGAGCUCUUUCGUGAUUCCACUGCUGUCUGUUCUUUCUCAGCUUCUCUUGAGCUUCGCUGAGGUCUGCUCUUAACUUGGAGGACUCCUCUGUCUGUGAGAGUAGAUGAGUCCUUUCCUCCUCCCAUUGUUUUCUUUCAUUUUUUAGGUCUUUUUUGGUCUGACUCAGGACUUCCUUUAGUUUGGAGGCGUCUUCUUUCUCUGAGAGGAGCUGUGUUCUCUCCUUCUCCCACUGCUGCUGGUCCUCUCGAGCCUUGGCUAGGGCGUCCUUUAACUUGCCAUUUUCCCCCUUGAGGAAGAGGACACAUGCUCUCUCUUCCUCCAACUGUUUGUUUUUCUUCUUCAGGUCUUUCUGGGCCUGGUUGAGAGAAGCUCUCACCUUCCUGGACCCAUCUUUUCCUGAGAGUCCAUCCACCUGCUGGCUCUGCUUCUUCAGAUCUUCCUCAGCCUUCUCGAGAGCAGCCUUCAAUCUGCAGAUUUCCUCUUUGUCAGUCAGAAGACAGGAUCUCUCCUCCUCCCACUGGCAGGUCUUGGUCUGCAGAUCUUCUUGAGUCUGUUUCAGCUCAGCCUUGACGGUGGACAGCUCUUCUUUCAUCUCAUCCAGGAGAGAAGUCUUGUCCUCCUCCCUCUCAGGGUUCUCGGUGGCAGUUUCUUCUUGGACCUGGUUUGGCUCUGUGGUGUGACAGUUGUCUUCUGUCACCUUGGCCUGCUGCUCAGCCCACAGAAGCCUCUGGUUCUCCUGUGUCACUAGUGCAUGGUGAAGUGCAGCACGAAGAUGCAUGACGUCCCCCAGGAGCUGGGCUCUGUCUUGCCCCCAUUGGUUCCUCACCUCAGUGACGGCCAUGUCCAUAUAAGCCUGCAGUCUGGAGGUCAGCUCUGUUUGCUGGGCCAGGCACUCCUCUGUCUCUGUCCGCUUCCUCUUUUCAGCUUCACAGUCCUCCUUAAGUUUUUCCAUUUCAAGGACUGCCUCUCCUGCUUUCUCUAGCUUAGCUGACACUUCAGUGAGCAGGCGUGUCUUUUCAGAGGUGGCUUUCUCUUCCUGUUGCCUGAGCUGCUCUUUUAACAGGUUCACCUCCUGAGAUAAGGCAGCCAUUUCACCCUUGAUUCGGACUGCUUCCUUCUCCUCUCCUGCAAGUCUCUGAGAUUCAGACUCAAGGAUCUGAAUGACAGGCCUGCAAGAAAUUGGGACCAUGUCUCCUUUUUGUCCCUGCUGACUUGGAGGAGAGUAUUUGUCAUGGACUGACUCGCGAUCCUCCCCAUCCGACUCCCAAUCUGAGGCGUCCAUUGUAGGCUCCAAUUGGAGUUGUCUAUAUCUCUCUUGAGCCUCUUGCCGGCGGGCUUCGACUUCUGCAUCUUUUUUGACUUUGACAGCUUGGCGCAUCAGAUUUUGUUCAUUGAUGUUAAAGUUGCCAAAAUCAUCAUCAUCAUCCAGAUCAUACAGAUCUGCAGGCACCGCGUUUGCAUAUUUGUUGGUCCCCUGAUCCAGAGGGAUGGGGGUGGCCUUGUUCUUCCUCUUGUUCCUUCUUUUUCUCGUGUUCAUCUUCUUACUGGAACUGUAGAUGGUCUUGCUCAUGUUCAUGUUCAUCUCACUGGAACUGUGGACGUUCAUGUUCAUGUUCAUGUUCAUCUUCUGACUGGAACUGCAGGUGGUCAUGUUCCUGUUCGUGUACCUGUUCGUAGAUGUUCACUAAAACUGAGGUUCUCUGUGUUUGUCGCUGUCUGGCACUGAUGGCUGGACUGUCUUAAAGACGGAUUUUGUGAGGCUAAGCAUCAACAAGCUUUAAGAUGAAACGAUCAUUGAGUCUGUGAAAAAAGAUGAAAGGAUCGAUGACAUCAUCAAUGACAUCACUACAUCACAAAACGUGAUGUCAUCAGGGUAAAUUUCCAUGUUUGGAAAAAAAACAUUCUCAGACGGCAUGACAACAUAGUUGUUUAUUUUCAAAUUUGAAAAAAAAAAAAAAAAUUCCAAAGACGUGUUGCCAUAGUUGUUUAUUUUUAAAUUUGGACAAAAAAUUAAUAAACGCACAUUUUCAAGACAAUGUGUGCAUUCGUAUAAUUAAAUAUUUUAAUUGGUUUAAUUGAUUUUCUCCUUUUGAUUAUUAAUUUUUCAAAAUUGCAGCUAUUAAAUACUUUAUUUGCAAAUACAAAGCAGAAAAUAAAAUAUAUUUAAAAAGGUUUCUAACCAAUAAAUCGAGUUUAAUUCGAAUUCACUUUUUUGUGAUCGCAAGGCUUCAAUGAAGUACAGAAGCUCUUCACAUGAAUAACACUUUAGAAGCACAAGCACUGUUCAGUGGUCUCACACUGUCUGUCCAUCAACAUGGAGUUAAAGGCCCCAAGUGAAAUGAGCUGUAGGAGUUUGAGCUCAGUUUGUGAGGAGUUCCAUGUGCUGUGGAGGCAGCAAAACUGAACGCUCUCUUCCCCAGUUCAGUUCUGACACGGAGGACAGAGAGGUGGAGAACGUCACAGGAAUGUAGGACAUAGCGGCAUUUAGUUCUCUGAAGAAAAGUACAUAAAUAAGAUGGAUCUAAGUUGAGAAGAGCCUUGUAAAUCACGGUCAGCCAGUGCGUACUCCUGUGUGCCCUUAAAGAAGGCCAGCCAGUGUUAACAUACAAAUAACAUGAUGCGUGAGAUGAAUAUCACCAGUGAUAAACCUUAGAGUGCUGUGAUAAACAGUAUUUAAGAACUGGAGACAUUUCAGCAAAGCACCCAUAUGCAGCACAUCUCCAUAAUCUAUUGAGAAAGAAUUGUUGCUGAUACAAGUGGUUUCCUGGCUCUAAGUGAGAAGCAAGAUCUAUAUCGAUGGUAAAACCCGAGCUUCACCCUGAGUUUGUUGACCAGUUCUGCAAUAAUUAAAUAAUUUGUGCUUGUGUAGCACUUGACAUGUAAUCUACUGACCUCUAUUAGUGUUUUUAUGUUAUAUUCACCCAUUCACACUAUGGUCAUUUGUGAUUUCUUUUCCAUUUUCAAGUAACAGGGGGUGGCUCAACUUACCCCACUCUCUCCUAAAGGAAAAGGUGUGCAGGUAUCUUCUUACCUACAAACUGAGUCAGGAUUACUUGGAGUUAAAUUAAUACACCAAUAGACAAGACCUGUGUCUACAUUUUAAAGUUUGAGUGGAGUCUCUAGGUGAAAGUAUGCAGAGCUGGUAGGUGUUCUGAAAACUUCUAUGGCUCUUUUUUUUUUUAAAUUUUUUUUUGAAAGACAAAUAAGGUGCCAAAAAACGACAAUAAGAAGGCAAAAACAUGAAGUCUGUGAGGAGCUGAUGUGACUUGCUGCCACUCUCAGGGCGCUCGAGUCACAAGAAAAUGUUCCCUGACCGGGAAUCGAACCCGGGCCGCGGCGGUGAGAGCGCCGAAUCCUAACCACUAGACCACCAGGGACGCAAAAUUGAUACACCAUUGAUACACCAGUGGAGAGCCGGUUACUGAGUGUCCGCUUACUUAUACUCUUGUCAGCCAUUACCAUAACGUCAAUCCUGUUAUUGUCAUUUAUUUGAUAAAAGUGUAAAAAAUGACAACUCAAAUGGGCUUUCAACACUCACCAUUAUAAUUUAAAUUAAUGAUAUUUUAGAUUGGACCAUUUUUCAACAUUUCUCCUCUAAAAAAUAUCCGAUAUAGGUUGAGACAUGAUGGCCAUGCAAAAUUAGGAUAUAUUUGAUCAUCUAAAUGACAAAUAUCUAAUUGGAAAAAAAAUCUACAAAAUAAAAUGAUCUCAAUGGAAAGAGAGACCAAAGUACUGCUAAUAUAUGUAACAUAUAUUGCAUAUUUCUAAUUAGAAAUAUUGUACUUUGUUAAGUUUAUGUCGGUAACAGGGUUGACAAGAUCAUGAAAACAGCCAUGAGAAAAACGGUUAUAAAAUAUAAAUUAACACAGCCUGAGAUGGCACAAUAUCAUUUCCUGCCAUUUUAAACAUUCUUUGAUUCUUGGGUACUUAAAAAUUAACAAUUAAAUAUAGUUUAAAUUAAGUUUUCUAAGCUGAAAAGGCACAGAUUUCAUGGAAUGACCCAUACGCUAUUCAACUGGUACAAUGAUUCUUUUUGUUAUUAUUGCAUAUAACUGCUAAGAAGCUGUCUCGUAAAAAGCCAUUUUAACAUGAGAAUGCCUUUAAGUGAUUCAGAACAUUCACAGCUGUAUUUUUGAAAAGAAAAAGACAAACAUUUCAACAAUCUGAACUGAAACUCUGAUCCUCUCAUCAGACUCCUUUACUUUCUCACUUGAGCCACUGGCUCAGCUUACCCCAGAACUACUAUUCUGACUAUUUGUCCUCAAAGCUAAAAUGGUGGACUUUUGUGCUCGUUUUUUUUGACCUCAUGUUGUAGCUCAUAGAUACCACUAUUGAUGUAUAAAACAAAUUUAAAAUGAUCUUUUUUGGUCUGAACACAAUUCUAAUCAAACUUAUGACAGACAAAAUUCCCUUUCAAGAGUAAAAAAUGUUUUUCUUUAGAAAUAAACGUCUAACCCCUUCACCCAUGUGCUUUGAACCUUCACAGACUCCAUGAAUUGAUGCCCAUCUCCUAAAUAUUUGGUCACAUGAUCAAUUUCUUUUUCCAUUUUCAAGUAACAGGGGGUGGCUUAACUUACCCUACUCUCUCCUAAAGGAAAAGGUGUGCAGGUAUCUUCUUACCUACAAACUGAGUCAGGAUUACUUGGAGUUGAUUAAUCCACCAAUAGACAAGACCUGUGUCUACAUUUUAAAGUUUGAGUGGAGUCUCUAGGUGAAAGUAUGCAAAGCCGGUAGGUGUUCUGAAAACUUCUAUGGCUCUUUUUUUUUUUUUUUUGACUUUUUCCAUUGACUUUUAUGCAAAAUUUGAACACAAUUUUAUUGCAACUUAUGUUGCAAAAAGUUUAAAUACAAUAAAAAAAAAGUAAUAUCACACCAAUCCUGAUCAAACUGCAUGUUUUGAUAUGUUAUUCGUCCUACAACCCUUCAAGCUGUAGGACUAGCAGUGAACCAAAAUUUGUCCAGACGAAGAAGAAGAAAAAAUCCACAACAUAACAAUAGUGCCAUGGCUUUGCGUUUAGUGCCAAUAACACAAUCACCCGACUGAAAGCUUAAACUUCAGUAAAACAACCUUCACUCUGUUAUUAUUGUAUCUUCUUUCCAUUAUGGUCCUUAUAAUAACCAGUGGAAAAAAGAUUGUUAUGACACCUCUUAUUUAACCCUGUAAGAUACUUAUAAACUGUCCACCUGAUUCUUAUAAAACCCCACAGGUGUCUUAUUAGCAAUAAUAGAUGUGUUCAUCAUGCUUAUUUUAACACUUAGAAUUCAUUAAUGUUGCAAACAACAUGGCAAAUGAAUAGUAAAUACUGAAAUAUGUUGAAAAACAUGACGAUUUAAUCAUCCAAACCAACGUAAAUGAGGGGGCACAUCAGGAUAGACCUAAAAUAGAUUGAAUAUGGGAUGCAUUUACAGCAUACAUAUGAGGGGUAUUGUUAGGAUUUGUUGGGUUUAUGCAGACUUGCAUAAUAAAAUAGACAAACUGAGGACACAUGAAAAAUUUAGAAACAAAGCACAAUCUUCAGACAUGAUAAACUGUUGUUACACCUCUUUAAGAAGUGAAAACUAAAUAUGAAUUGAGAAAAUUAUAAUGGACGCUGUAAGUGUCAGUGUAACAAUGUAGUGAGAGAGACAAAAAGUGAGUCAAAAACACCCCAAAUAUGUUAAGAACUACAAAUGAACUUUCUUCUGUCGAGUCUUGGUUUUUUUUUGUGUUUUUUUUGUCACAAUACCAACCCUCCUCCUUUAUCCGGGCUUGGGACCGGCAAAAAUGACCCAAUUGAGACAUUUUGGCGGAGUUACUGGGUUUUAUUUUUCAUACACAAUUGUAUAAAAAUGAGGGAAACCGAAGCACUCGGAGAAAACCCCUUCACCAGCCUCAGUGAGGCUGUAACCCAGAGAGUAAACUGGACACUGAGGCGGGACCUCAGGCCUCAACCCUCUUCAAAUGUACAUAUUCACAAUAUGUGUUUUUUGUGGGAGUUUUUUGUGUUUUUUUGUGGGAGUUUUUUGUGUAUUUUUUUAUGGGAGUUUUUUGUGUGUUUUUUUUUUUCAAUGAAUGCAUGUCAUGCGUCUUUAAGAGGUCUGUGUGUCUCUUUUAAAGAGCCCCGUGAACCUUUUCUUCAAAGACCUCUUUGGUGGCCUCCUGACCGCCUCCAACUGCUCCUCCAGUCUCCUCACUUUAUCCAUUACAGUAUCAUUUGGUGGGGAUGUCUGAGUCUGAAUCUCAGUCUCCUUCACUUCACAAUCCUGCUGAAUGACGGUGAUGGACUCCAUCGAGGAGGCUUUCUCUCUCUGCCACUGGAGCUUGUGUCUCUCCAGAUCCUCAUAGGCCUGGUUCAGCGAGGUCUCCAAAGUAAAAGAUUUCUCCUUUUCUGCAAGGAGCUGUGACCUGUCCUCUUCCCACUGACUUGUCUUCCUGGACAGGUCCUCCUGAGCCUGAUGAAGAGCAGACUUCAGCUGACUGACUUCCUCGUGAUGCUUGCGAUUCUGGUUCUCAUCACUUUCCAGGACCUCAUCUAGGGAAGCUCUUAUCCGGCUUCUUUCCUCCUCUUUUUCUCUCAAAAGACCUGAGAAGUCCUCGUCCUGAGCCUUCAGCUUCUCCUGAGCCUGGAUGAGCUUGACCUUUAAGGAUUCUUGCUCCAGAAUAAGGUCAGCUCUCACUUUAUUCGCCUUGUUCUUUUGGUCUUUUAGCUGUUCUCGUAACUGGGCGAGGUCCUCUUUCAACUUGCAGCGGUCCAGUUUCUGCUGAAUGCGAGCUCUUUCGUGAUUCCACUGCUGUCUAUUCUUUCUCAGCUUCUCUUGAGCUUCGCUGAGGUCUUCUCUUAACUUGGAGGACUCCUCUGUCUGUGAGAGUAGAUGAGUCCUUUCCUCCUCCCAUUGUUUUCUUUCAUUUUUUAGGUCUUUUUUGGUCUGACUCAGGACUUCCUUUAGUUUGGAGGCGUCUUCUUUCUCUGAGAGGAGCUGUGUUCUCUCCUUCUCCCACUGCUGCUGGUCCUCUCGAGCCUUGGCUAGGGCGUCCUUUAACUUGCCAUUUUCCCCCUUGAGGAAGAGGACACAUGCUCUCUCUUCCUCCAACUGUUUGUUUUUCUUCUUCAGGUCUUUCUGGGCCUGGUUGAGAGAAGCUCUCACCUUCCUGGACCCAUCUUUUCCUGAGAGUCCAUCCACCUGCUGGCUCUGCUUCUUCAGAUCUUCCUCAGCCUUCUCGAGAGCAGCCUUCAAUCUGCAGAUUUCCUCUUUGUCAGUCAGAAGACAGGAUCUCUCCUCCUCCCACUGGCAGGUCUUGGUCUGCAGAUCUUCUUGAGUCUGUUUCAGCUCAGCCUUGACGGUGGACAGCUCUUCUUUCAUCUCAUCCAGGAGAGAAGUCUUGUCCUCCUCCCUCUCAGGGUUCGCGGUGGCAGUUUCUUCUUGGACCUGGUUUGGCUCUGUGGUGUGACAGUUGUCUUCUGUCACCUUGGCCUGCUGCUCAGCCCACAGAAGCCUCUGCUGCUCCUGUGUCACUAGUGCAUAGUGAAGUGCAGCACGAAGAUGCAUGACGUCCCCCAGGAGCUGGGCUCUGUCUUGCCCCCAUUGGUUCCUCACCUCAGUGACGGCCAUGUCCAUAUAAGCCUGCAGUCUGGAGGUCAGCUCUGUUUGCUGGGCCAGGCACUCCUCUGUCUCCCUCCGCUUCCUCUUUUCAGCUUCACAGUCCUCCUUAAGUUUUUCCAUUUCAAGGACUGCCUCUCCUGCUUUCUCUAGCUUAGCUGACACUUCAGUGAGCAGGCGUGUCUUUUCAGAGGUGGCUUUCUCUUCCUGUUGUCUGAGCUGCUCUUUUAACAGGUUCACCUCCUGAGAUAAGGCAGCCAUUUCACCCUUGAUUCGGACUGCUUCCUUCUCCUCUCCUGCAAGUCUCUGAGAUUCAGACUCAAGGAUCUGAAUGACAGGCCUGCAAGAAAUUGGGACCAUGUCUCCUUUUUGUCCCUGCUGACUUGGAGGAGAGUAUUUGUCAUGGACUGACUCGCGAUCCUCCCCAUCCGACUCCCAAUCUGAGGCGUCCAUUGUAGGCUCCAAUUGGAGUUGUCUAUAUCUCUCCUGAGCCUCUUGCCGGCGGGCUUCGACUUCUGCAUCUUUUUCGACUUUGACAGCUUGGCGCAUCAGAUUUUGUUCAUUGAUGUUAAAGUUGCCAAAAUCAUCAUCAUCAUCCAGAUCAUACAGAUCUGCAGGCACCGCGUUUGCAUAUUUGUUGGUCCCCUGAUCCAGAGGGAUGGGGGUGGCUUUGUUCUUCCUCUUGUUCCUUCUUUUUCUCGUGUUCAUCUUCUUACUGGAACUGUAGAUGGUCUUGCUCAUGUUCAUGUUCAUCUCACUGGAACUGUGGACGUUCAUGUUCAUGUUCAUGUUCAUCUUCUGACUGGAACUGCAGGUGGUCAUGUUCCUGUUCGUGUACCUGUUCGUAGAUGUUCACUAAAACUGAGGUUCUCUGUGUUUGUCGCUGUCUGGCACUGAUGGCUGGACUGUCUUAAAGACGGAUUUUGUGAGGCUAAGCAUCAACAAGCUUUAAGAUGAAACGAUCAUUGAGUCUGUGAAAAAAGAUGAAAGGAUCGAUGACAUCAUCAAUGACAUCACUAAAUCACAAAACGUGAUGUCAUCAGGGUAAAUUUCCAUGUUUGGAAAAAAAACAUUCUCAGACGGCAUGACAACAUAGUUGUUUAUUUUCAAAUUUGAAAAAAAAAAAAUUCCAAAGACAUGUUGCCAUAGUUGUUUAUUUUUAAAUUUGGACAAAAAAUUAAUAAACGCACAUUUUCAAGACAAUGUGUGCAUUCGUAUAAUUAAAUAUUUUAAUUGGUUUAAUUGAUUUUCUCCUUUUGAUUAUUAAUUUUUCAAAAUUGCAGCUAUUAAAUACUUUAUUUGCAAAUACAAAGCAGAAAAUAAAAUAUUUUUUAAAAGGUUUCUAACCAAUAAAUCGAGUUUAAUUCGAAUUCACUUUUUUGUGAUCGCAAGGCUUCAAUGAAGUACAGAAGCUCUUCACAUGAAUAACACUUUAGAAGCACAAGCACUGUUCAGUGGUCUCACACUGUCUGUCCAUCAACAUGGAGUUAAAGGCCCCAAGUGAAAUGAGCUGUAGGAGUUUGAGCUCAGUUUGUGAGGAGUUCCAUGUGCUGUGGAGGCAGCAAAACUGAACGCUCUCUUCCCCAGUUCAGUUCUGACACGGAGGACAGAGAGGUGGAGAACGUCACAGGAAUGUAGGACAUAGCGGCAUUUAGUUCUCUGAAGAAAAGUACAUAAAUAAGAUGGAUCUAAGUUGGGAAGAGCCUUGUAAAUCACGGUCAGCCAGUGCGUACUCCUGUGUGCCCUUAAAGAAGGCCAGCCAGUGUUAACAUACAAAUAACAUGAUGCGUGAGAUGAAUAUCACCAGUGAUAAACCUUAGAGUGCUGUGAUAAACAGUAUUUAAGAACUGGAGACAUUUCAGCAAAGCACCUUUAUGCAACAAAUCUCCAUAAUCGAUUAGAGAAAGAAUUGCUGCUGAUACAAGUGGUUUCCUGGCUCUAACUGAGAAGCAAGAUCUAUAUCGAUGGUAAAACCCGAGCUUCACCCUGAGUUUGUUGACCAGUUCUGCAAUAAUUAAAUAAUUUGUGCUUGUGUAGCACUUGACAUGUAAUCUACUGACCUCUAUUAGUGUUUUUAUGUUAUAUUCACCCAUUCACACUAUGGUCAUUUGUGAUUUCUUUUCCAUUUUCAAGUAACAGGGGGUGGCUCAACUUACCCCACUCUCUCCUAAAGGAAAAGGUGUGCAGGUAUCUUCUUACCUACAAACUGAGUCAGGAUUACUUGGAGUUAAAUUAAUACACCAAUAGACAAGACCUGUGUCUACAUUUUAAAGUUUAAGUGGAGUCUCCAGGUGAAAGUAUGCAGAGCUGGUAGGUGUUCUGAAAACUUCUAUGGCUCUUUUUUUUUUUAAAUUUUUUUUUGAAAGACAAAUAAGGUGCCAAAAAACGACAAUAAGAAGGCAAAAACAUGAAGUCUGUGAGGAGCUGAUGUGACUUGCUGCCACUCUCAGGGCGCUCGAGUCACAAGAAAAUGUUCCCUGACCGGGAAUCGAACCCGGGCCGCGGCGGUGAGAGCGCCGAAUCCUAACCACUAGACCACCAGGGACGCAAAAUUGAUACACCAUUGAUACACCAGUGGAGAGCCGGUUACUGAGUGUCCGCUUACUUAUACUCUUGUCAGCCAUUACCAUAACGUCAAUCCUGUUAUUGUCAUUUAUUUGAUAAAAGUGUAAAAAAUGACAACUCAAAUGGGCUUUCAACACUCACCAUUAUAAUUUGAAUUAAUGAUAUUUUAGAUUGGGCCAUUUUUCAACAUUUCUCCUCUAAAAAAUAUCCGAUAUAGGUUGAGACAUGAUGGCCAUGCAAAAUUAGGAUAUAUUUGAUCAUCUAAAUGACAAAUAUCUAAUUGGAAAAAAAAUCUACAAAAUAAAAUGAUCUCAAUGGAAAGAGAGACCAAAGUACUGCUAAUAUAUGUAACAUAUAUUGCAUAUUUCUAAUUAGAAAUAUUGUACUUUGUUAAGUUUAUGUUGGUAACAGGGUUGACAAGAUCAUGAAAACAGCCAUGAGAAAAACGGUUAUAAAAUAUAAAUUAACACAGCCUGAGAUGGCACAAUAUCAUUUCCUGCCAUUUUAAACAUUCUUUGAUUCUUGGGUACUUAAAAAUUAACAAUUAAAUAUAGUUUAAAUGAAGUUUUCUAAGCUGAAAAGGCACAGAUUUCAUGGAAUGACCCAUACGCUAUUCAACUGGUACAAUGAUUCUUUUUGUUAUUAUUGCAUAUAACUGCUAAGAAGCUGUCUCGUAAAAAGCCAUUUUAACAUGAGAAUGCCUUUAAGUGAUUCAGAACAUUCACAGCUGUAUUUUUGAAAAGAAAAAGACAAACAUUUCAACAAUCUGAACUGAAACUCUGAUCCUCUCAUCAGACUCCUUUACUUUCUCACUUGAGCCACUGGCUCAGCUUACCCCAGAACUACUUUUCUGACUAUUAGUCCUCAAAGCUAAAAUGGUGGACUUUUGUGCUCGUUUUUUUUUACCUCAUGUUGUAGCUCAUAGAUACCACUAUUGAUGUAUAAAACAAAUUUAAAAUGAUCUUUUUUGGUCUGAACACAAUUCUAAUCAAACUUAUGACAGACAAAAUUCCCUUUCAAGAGUAAAAAAUGUUUUUCUUUAGAAAUAAACGUCUAACCCCUUCACCCAUGUGCUUUGAACCUUCAUAGACUCCAUGAAUUGAUGCCCAUCGCCUAAAUAUUUGGUCACAUGAUCAAUUUCUUUUUCCAUUUUCAAGUAACAGGGGGUGGCUUAACUUACCCCACUCUCUCCUAAAGGAAAAGGUGUGCAGGUAUCUUCUUACCUACAAACUGAGUCAGGAUUACUUGGAGUUGAUUAAUACACCAAUAGACAAGACCUGUGUCUACAUUUUAAAGUUUGAGUGGAGUCUCUAGGUGAAAGUAUGCAAAGCCGGUAGGUGUUCUGAAAACUUCUAUGGCUCUUUUUUUUUUUUUGACUUUUUCCAUUGACUUUUAUGCAAAAUUUGAACACAAUUUUAUUGCAACUUAUGUUGCAAAAAGUUUAAAUACAAUAAAAAAAAAAGUAAUAUCACACCAAUCCUGAUCAAACUGCAUGUUUUGAUAUGUUAUUCGUCCUACAACCCUUCAAGCUGUAGGACUAGCAGUGAACCAAAAUUUGUCCAGACGAAGAAGAAAAAAUCCACAACAUAACAAUAGUGCCAUGGCUUUGCGUUUAGUGCCAAUAACACAAUCACCCGACUGAAAGCUUAAACUUCAGUAAAACAACCUUCACUCUGUUAUUGUUGUAUCUUCUUUCCAUUAAGGUCCUUAUAAUAACCAGUGGAAAAAAGAUUGUUAUGACACCUCUUAUUUAACCCUGUAAGAUACUUAUAAACUGUCCACCUGAUUCUUAUAAAACCCCACAGGUGUCUUAUUAGCAAUAAUAGAUGUGUUCAUCAUGCUUAUUUUAACACUUAGAAUUUAUUAAUGUUGCAAACAACAUGGCAAAUGAAUAGUAAAUACUGAAAUAUAUUGAAAAACAUAACGAUUUAAUCAUCCAAACCAACGUAAAUGAGGGGGCACAUCAGGAUAGACCUAAAAUAGAUUGAAUAUGGGAUGCAUUCACAGCAUACAUACAAGGGGUAUUGUUAGGAUUUGUUGGGUUUAUGCAGACUUGCAUAAUAAAAUAGACAAACUGAAGACACAUGAAAAAUUUAGAAACAAAGCACAAUCUUCAGACAUGAUAAACUGUUGUUACACCUCUUUAAGAAGUGAAAACUAAAUAUGAAUUGAGAAAAUUAUAAUGGACGCUGUAAGUGUCAGUGUAACAAUGUAGUGAGAGAGACAAAAAGUGAGUCAAAAACACCCCAAAUAUGUUAAGAACUACAAAUGAACUUUCUUCUGUCGAGUCUUGUUUUUUUUUUGUGUUUUUUUUGUCACAAUACCAACCCUCCUCCUUUAUCCGGGCUUGGGACCGGCAAAAAUGACCCAAUUGAGACAUUUUGGCGGAGUUACUGGGUUUUUUUUAUUUUUCAUACACAAUUGUAUAAAAAUGAGGGAAACCGAAGCACUCGGAGAAAACCCCUUCACCAGCCUCAGUGAGGCUGUAACCCAGAGAGUAAACUGGACACUGAGGCGGGACCUCAGGCCUCAACCCUCUUCAAAUGUACAUAUUCACAAUAUGUGUUUUUUGUGGGAGUUUUUUGUGUGGUUUUUUUCGUGUUUUUUUGUGGGAGUUUUUUGUAUGUUUUUUUUUUUUUUUCAAUGAAUGCAUGUCAUGCGUCUUUAAGAGGUCUGUGUGUCUCUUUUAAAGAGCCCCUGAAACCUUUUCCUCAAAGACCUCUUUGGUGGCCUCCUGACCGCCUCCAACUGCUCCUCCAGUCUCCUCACUUUAUCCAUUACAGUAUCAUUUGGUGGGGAUGUCUGAGUCUGAAUCUCAGUCUCCUUCACUUCACAAUCCUGCUGAAUGACGGUGAUGGACUCCAUCGAGGAGGCUUUCUCUCUCUGCCACUGGAGCUUGUGUCUCUCCAGAUCCUCAUAGGCCUGGUUCAGCGAGGUCUCCAAAGUAAAAGAUUUCUCCUUUUCUGCAAGGAGCUGUGACCUGUCCUCUUCCCACUGACUUGUCUUCCUGGACAGGUCCUCCUGAGCCUGAUGAAGAGCAGACUUCAGCUGACUGACUUCCUCGUGAUGCUUGCGAUUCUGGUUCUCAUCACUUUCCAGGACCUCAUCUAGGGAAGCUCUUAUCCGGCUUCUUUCCUCCUCUUUUUCUCUCAAAAGACCUGAGAAGUCCUCGUCCUGAGCCUUCAGCUUCUCCUGAGCCUGGAUGAGCUUGACCUUUAAGGAUUCUUGCUCCAGAAUAAGGUCAGCUCUCACUUUAUUCGCCUUGUUCUUUUGGUCUUUUAGCUGUUCUCGUAACUGGGCGAGGUCCUCUUUCAACUUGCAGCGGUCCAGUUUCUGCUGAAUGCGAGCUCUUUCGUGAUUCCACUGCUGUCUGUUCUUUCUCAGCUUCUCUUGAGCUUCGCUGAGGUCUGCUCUUAACUUGGAGGACUCCUCUGUCUGUGAGAGUAGAUGAGUCCUUUCCUCCUCCCAUUGUUUUCUUUCAUUUUUUAGGUCUUUUUUGGUCUGACUCAGGACUUCCUUUAGUUUGGAGGCGUCUUCUUUCUCUGAGAGGAGCUGUGUUCUCUCCUUCUCCCACUGCUGCUGGUCCUCUUGAGCCUUGGCUAGGGCGUCCUUUAACUUGCCAUUUUCCCCCUUGAGGAAGAGGACACAUGCUCUCUCUUCCUCCAACUGUUUGUUUUUCUUCUUCAGGUCUUUCUGGGCCUGGUUGAGAGAAGCUCUCACCUUCCUGGACCCAUCUUUUCCUGAGAGUCCAUCCACCUGCUGGCUCUGCUUCUUCAGAUCUUCCUCAGCCUUCUCGAGAGCAGCCUUCAAUCUGCAGAUUUCCUCUUUGUCAGUCAGAAGACAGGAUCUCUCCUCCUCCCACUGGCAGGUCUUGGUCUGCAGAUCUUCUUGAGUCUGUUUCAGCUCAGCCUUGACGGUGGACAGCUCUUCUUUCAUCUCAUCCAGGAGAGAAGUCUUGUCCUCCUCCCUCUCAGGGUUCUCGGUGGCAGUUUCUUCUUGGACCUGGUUUGGCUCUGUGGUGUGACAGUUGUCUUCUGUCACCUUGGCCUGCUGCUCAGCCCACAGAAGCCUCUGGUUCUCCUGUGUCACUAGUGCAUGGUGAAGUGCAGCACGAAGAUGCAUGACGUCCCCCAGGAGCUGGGCUCUGUCUUGCCCCCAUUGGUUCCUCACCUCAGUGACGGCCAUGUCCAUAUAAGCCUGCAGUCUGGAGGUCAGCUCUGUUUGCUGGGCCAGGCACUCCUCUGUCUCUGUCCGCUUCCUCUUUUCAGCUUCACAGUCCUCCUUAAGUUUUUCCAUUUCAAGGACUGCCUCUCCUGCUUUCUCUAGCUUAGCUGACACUUCAGUGAGCAGGCGUGUCUUUUCAGAGGUGGCUUUCUCUUCCUGUUGCCUGAGCUGCUCUUUUAACAGGUUCACCUCCUGAGAUAAGGCAGCCAUUUCACCCUUGAUUCGGACUGCUUCCUUCUCCUCUCCUGCAAGUCUCUGAGAUUCAGACUCAAGGAUCUGAAUGACAGGCCUGCAAGAAAUUGGGACCAUGUCUCCUUUUUGUCCCUGCUGACUUGGAGGAGAGUAUUUGUCAUGGACUGACUCGCGAUCCUCCCCAUCCGACUCCCAAUCUGAGGCGUCCAUUGUAGGCUCCAAUUGGAGUUGUCUAUAUCUCUCCUGAGCCUCUUGCCGGCGGGCUUCGACUUCUGCAUCUUUUUUGACUUUGACAGCUUGGCGCAUCAGAUUUUGUUCAUUGAUGUUAAAGUUGCCAAAAUCAUCAUCAUCAUCCAGAUCAUACAGAUCUGCAGGCACCGCGUUUGCAUAUUUGUUGGUCCCCUGAUCCAGAGGGAUGGGGGUGGCCUUGUUCUUCCUCUUGUUUCUUCUUUUUCUCGUGUUCAUCUUCUUACUGGAACUGUAGAUGGUCUUGCUCAUGUUCAUGUUCAUCUCACUGGAACUGUGGAUGUUCAUGUUCAUGUUCAUGUUCAUCUUCUGACUGGAACUGCAGGUGGUCAUGUUCCUGUUCGUGUACCUGUUCGUAGAUGUUCACUAAAACUGAGGUUCUCUGUGUUUGUCGCUGUCUGGCACUGAUGGCUGGACUGUCUUAAAGACGGAUUUUGUGAAGCUAAGCAUCAACAAGCUUUAAGAUGAAACGAUCAUUGAGUCUGUGAAAAAAGAUGAAAGGAUCGAUGACAUCAUCAAUGACAUCACUACAUCACAAAACGUGAUGUCAUCAGGGUAAAUUUCCAUGUUUGGAAAAAAAACAUUCUCAGACGGCAUGACAACAUAGUUGUUUAUUUUCAAAUUUGAAAAAAAAAAAAUUCCAAAGACGUGUUGCCAUAGUUGUUUAUUUUUAAAUUUGGACAAAAAAUUAAUAAACGCACAUUUUCAAGACAAUGUGUGCAUUCGUAUAAUUAAAUAUUUUAAUUGGUUUAAUUGAUUUUCUCCUUUUGAUUAUUAAUUUUUCAAAAUUGCAGCUAUUAAAUACUUUAUUUGCAAAUACAAAGCAGAAAAUAAAAUAUAUUUAAAAAGGUUUCUAACCAAUAAAUCGAGUUUAAUUCGAAUUCACUUUUUUGUGAUCGCAAGGCUUCAAUGAAGUACAGAAGCUCUUCACAUGAAUAACACUUUAGAAGCACAAGCACUGUUCAGUGGUCUCACACUGUCUGUCCAUCAACAUGGAGUUAAAGGCCCCAAGUGAAAUGAGCUGUAGGAGUUUGAGCUCAGUUUGUGAGGAGUUCCAUGUGCUGUGGAGGCAGCAAAACUGAACGCUCUCUUCCCCAGUUCAGUUCUGACACGGAGGACAGAGAGGUGGAGAACGUCACAGGAAUGUAGGACAUAGCGGCAUUUAGUUCUCUGAAGAAAAGUACAUAAAUAAGAUGGAUCUAAGUUGAGAAGAGCCUUGUAAAUCAUGGUCAGCCAGUGCGUACUCCUGUGUGCCCUUAAAGAAGGCCAGCCAGUGUUAACAUACAAAUAACAUGAUGCGUGAGAUGAAUAUCACCAGUGAUAAACCUUAGAGUGCUGUGAUAAACAGUAUUUAAGAACUGGAGACAUUUCAGCAAAGCACCUUUAUGCAACAAAUCUCCAUAAUCGAUUAGAGAAAGAAUUGCUGCUGAUACAAGUGGUUUCCUGGCUCUAACUGAGAAGCAAGAUCUAUAUCGAUGGUAAAACCCGAGCUUCACCCUGAGUUUGUUGACCAGUUCUGCAAUAAUUAAAUAAUUUGUGCUUGUGUAGCACUUGACAUGUAAUCUACUGACCUCUAUUAGUGUUUUUAUGUUAUAUUCACCCAUUCACACUAUGGUCAUUUGUGAUUUCUUUUCCAUUUUCAAGUAACAGGGGGUGGCUCAACUUACCCCACUCUCUCCUAAAGGAAAAGGUGUGCAGGUAUCUUCUUACCUACAAACUGAGUCAGGAUUACUUGGAGUUAAAUUAAUACACCAAUAGACAAGACCUGUGUCUACAUUUUAAAGUUUAAGUGGAGUCUCCAGGUGAAAGUAUGCAGAGCUGGUAGGUGUUCUGAAAACUUCUAUGGCUCUUUUUUUUUUUUAAUUUUUUUUGAAAGACAAAUAAGGUGCCAAAAAACGACAAUAAGAAGGCAAAAACAUGAAGUCUGUGAGGAGCUGAUGUGACUUGCUGCCACUCUCAGGGCGCUCGAGUCACAAGAAAAUGUUCCCUGACCGGGAAUCGAACCCGGGCCGCGGCGGUGAGAGCGCCGAAUCCUAACCACUAGACCACCAGGGACGCAAAAUUGAUACACCAUUGAUACACCAGUGGAGAGCCGGUUACUGAGUGUCCGCUUACUUAUACUCUUGUCAGCCAUUACCAUAACGUCAAUCCUGUUAUUGUCAUUUAUUUGAUAAAAGUGUAAAAAAUGACAACUCAAAUGGGCUUUCAACACUCACCAUUAUAAUUUGAAUUAAUGAUAUUUUAGAUUGGGCCAUUUUUCAACAUUUCUCCUCUAAAAAAUAUCCGAUAUAGGUUGAGACAUGAUGGCCAUGCAAAAUUAGGAUAUAUUUGAUCAUCUAAAUGACAAAUAUCUAAUUGUAAAAAAAAUCUACAAAAUAAAAUGAUCUCAAUGGAAAGAGAGACCAAAGUACUGCUAAUAUAUGUAACUUGUGACAUACAUCACCUAGUGAUGCAACCUGGACACAUCAUCAGUGAUGUUACCUGGGAUCAUCGAGUGUUUCGGGUCUUUCAAGCAUCAUACACUCUCCUCCAGGCGACCCAGCCGGGGGUGAUCAAUCCCCAGCUUGUGUCCAGUUAAUGCUACCCUACCCACGGGUCUCCUCUCCUGAUCCACAGCCACCGUGAGGCAACCUCUGCUGCCUCCGUGGCCUCCUUGAUGGCCCUUUGCUUUCUAGGUCCUGUGAUGCCCAGCAUGCUAUAGACUCUGCAGAGGGACUGGCCUGCGAACCCUCUGCAUCCCACCUCGAUGGGCUCACAUCUUGCCCGCCACCCAUUGAGCCUACAUUCCUCCACCAGACCCUGGUAUUUGGCCCUCUUCCUCUCGUUGGCCUCCUCGAUUCGGUCUUCCCAUGGUACUGUGAGCUCCAGCAGCACGACCUGCUUGGAGGAUGUUGAGAUCAGUACCACGUCUGGCCUCAGCGAUGUUGUGGCCACAUUCUUUGGGAAUACCAGUUGUUCCCCGAGGUCAACUUUCAGCUCCCAGUCUUGAGCCGUUGCUAGCAGGCCAGAGAAGGUGGUCCUAACAGCAGCUGGUGGUUUCUCCCCGGCUCUGAUGAAGGAGAUGGACUUCCUUGUUGGGCGCAGGUGCUUGCAGUGGGCAGUUCCAUUGCAGAUGGUGUUUGCUAUGGCCUUCAAAACCUGGUCGUGGCGCCAGCGGUAGCGCCCCUCACUCAGGCCUUUUGGACAGCAGCUCAGGAUGUGCUCCAGGGUCCCUCUCUUCUGACACAGUGCACAGGCAGGCGACUCAACCUUUCCCCAGCAGAAUAAAUUAGACGGGCUCGGCAGUACGUCGUAGACGGCCUGGAUGAGGAAUUUAAUGCGCUGGGGCUCAGCUUUCCAAAGCUCAGUCCAAGUGACUUUGCGCUCUGCCGCCUGCUCCCAACGCAUCCAGGCUCCCUGCUGCCGCAUUCCAACCAUCCUGCUGGUUCUCUCUUCCUCCACUGCUGCUCGCACCUCUCCCUGGAGCAGUGCCCUCCUGUCCUUCCCCUUAGCCUUGUCGUAGCGAGGUGUUGCACCGCUACCUAGGCCUGCUCUUCCCCGGGCCGCCGUCCCCACCAACACCCUGUGCCGCAGCCGUGACUCUGCAGCAUCCACGGCCUCUGCUGCCCUCCACUUCCGCCCCGUCCUGACUUCGAUCCCGGCUUGAGAGACUUUUGGGUCGCUUGACUCUCUGUACUGCAGCACCUCUCUAGUACGGCUCACCUUGAACUCUUCAUUCAGGCUGCUGAUCGGUAGCUUCAGCAUGUUGUUUUUCCCGUAUAGUGCGAUGCUGCUGAGGCUUCGAGGCAGUCCCAGCCACUUCCUUAGGAACUUGCUGACUCUCCUCUCGAAGCUCUCAAUUGUAGAGAUUGGGAUCUCAUACACCAGGAGGGGCCAGAGAAUCCUUGGGAGGAUGCCAUGUUGGUACACCCAGGCCUUGAAUUUGCCCGGUAAGCCAGAUUUGUCCACUGUGACUAGCCAUGCCUCCAGCUCUUGGUUGGUUGACUGGAUGGCUGCUGUGUCUUUUAGGCUACAGCUGAACAUUUUCCCCAGGCUCUUCACCGGCUUUUCAGUGAUGGAUGGUAUUUGGGUGCUGUCGAGUGUGAAGUGAAACUUGUUGGUGACCUUUCCUUUCUUCAGCACGAGAGCUCUGGAUUGUAACAUAUAUUGCAUAUUUCUAAUUAGAAAUAUUGUACUUUGUUAAGUUUAUGUCGGUAACAGGGUUGACAAGAUCAUGAAAACAGCCAUGAGAAAAACGGUUAUAAAAUAUAAAUUAACACAGCCUGAGAUGGCACAAUAUCAUUUCCUGCCAUUUUAAACAUUCUUUGAUUCUUGGGUACUUAAAAAUUAACAAUUAAAUAUAGUUUAAAUUAAGUUUUCUAAGCUGAAAAGGCACAGAUUUCAUGGAAUGACCCAUACGCUAUUCAACUGGUACAAUGAUUCUUUUUGUUAUUAUUGCAUAUAACUGCUAAGAAGCUGUCUGGUAAAAAGCCAUUUUAACAUGAGAAUGCCUUUAAGUGAUUCAGAACAUUCACAGCUGUAUUUUUGAAAAGAAAAAGACAAACAUUUCAACAAUCUGAACUGAAACUCUGAUCCUCUCAUCAGACUCCUUUACUUUCUCACUUGAGCCACUGGCUCAGCUUACCCCAGAACUACUUUUCUGACUAUUAGUCCUCAAAGCUAAAAUGGUGGACUUUUGUGCUCGUUUUUUUUUACCUCAUGUUGUAGCUCAUAGAUACCACUAUUGAUGUAUAAAACAAAUUUAAAAUGAUCUUUUUUGGUCUGAACACAAUUCUAAUCAAACUUAUGACAGACAAAAUUCCCUUUCAAGAGUAAAAAAUGUUUUUCUUUAGAAAUAAACGUCUAACCCCUUCACCCAUGUGCUUUGAACCUUCACAGACUCCAUGAAUUGAUGCCCAUCGCCUAAAUAUUUGGUCACAUGAUCAAUUUCUUUUUCCAUUUUCAAGUAACAGGGGGUGGCUUAACUUACCCUACUCUCUCCUAAAGGAAAAGGUGUGCAGGUAUCUUCUUACCUACAAACUGAGUCAGGAUUACUUGGAGUUGAUUAAUCCACCAAUAGACAAGACCUGUGUCUACAUUUUAAAGUUUGAGUGGAGUCUCUAGGUGAAAGUAUGCAAAGCCGGUAGGUGUUCUGAAAACUUCUAUGGCUCUUUUUUUUUUUUUUUUUGACUUUUUCCAUUGACUUUUAUGCAAAAUUUGAACACAAUUUUAUUGCAACUUAUGUUGCAAAAAGUUUAAAUACAAUAAAAAAAAAAGUAAUAUCACACCAAUCCUGAUCAAACUGCAUGUUUUGAUAUGUUAUUCGUCCUACAACCCUUCAAGCUGUAGGACUAGCAGUGAACCAAAAUUUGUCCAGACGAAGAAGAAAAAAUCCACAACAUAACAAUAGUGCCAUGGCUUUGCGUUUAGUGCCAAUAACACAAUCACCCGACUGAAAGCUUAAACUUCAGUAAAACAACCUUCACUCUGUUAUUAUUGUAUCUUCUUUCCAUUAAGGUCCUUAUAAUAACCAGUGGAAAAAAGAUUGUUAUGACACCUCUUAUUUAACCCUGUAAGAUACUUAUAAACUGUCCACCUGAUUCUUAUAAAACCCCACAGGUGUCUUAUUAGCAAUAAUAGAUGUGUUCAUCAUGCUUAUUUUAACACUUAGAAUUUAUUAAUGUUGCAAACAACAUGGCAAAUGAAUAGUAAAUACUGAAAUAUGUUGAAAAACAUAACGAUUUAAUCAUCCAAACCAACGUAAAAGAGGGGGCACAUCAGGAUAGACCUAAAAUAGAUUGAAUAUGGGAUGCAUUUACAGCAUACAUAUGAGGGGUAUUGUUAGGAUUUGUUGGGUUUAUGCAGACUUGCAUAGUAAAAUAGACAAACUGAAGACACAUGAAAAAUUUAGAAACAAAGCACAAUCUUCAGACAUGAUAAACCGUUGUUACACCUCUUUAAGAAGUGAAAACUAAAUAUGAAUUGAGAAAAUUAUAAUGGACGCUGUAAGUGUCAGUGUAACAAUGUAGUGAGAGAGACAAAAAGUGAGUCAAAAACACCCCAAAUAUGUUAAGAACUACAAAUGAACUUUCUUCUGUCGAGUCUUGGUUUUUUUUUGUGUUUUUUUUGUCACAAUACCAACCCUCCUCCUUUAUCCGGGCUUGGGACCGGCAAAAAUGACCCAAUUGAGACAUUUUGGCGGAGUUACUGGGUUUUUUUUAUUUUUUAUACACAAUUGUAUAAAAAUGAGGGAAACCGAAGCACUCGGAGAAAACCCCUUCACCAGCCUCAGUGAGGCUGUAACCCAGAGAGUAAACUGGACACUGAGGCGGGACCUCAGGCCUCAACCCUCUUCAAAUGUACAUAUUCACAAUAUGUGUUUUUUGUGGGAGUUUUUUGUGUGGUUUUUUUCGUGUUUUUUUGUGGGAGUUUUUUGUAUGUUUUUUUUUUUUUUUCAAUGAAUGCAUGUCAUGCGUCUUUAAGAGGUCUGUGUGUCUCUUUUAAAGAGCCCCUGAAACCUUUUCCUCAAAGACCUCUUUGGUGGCCUCCUGACCGCCUCCAACUGCUCCUCCAGUCUCCUCACUUUAUCCAUUACAGUAUCAUUUGGUGGGGAUGUCUGAGUCUGAAUCUCAGUCUCCUUCACUUCACAAUCCUGCUGAAUGACGGUGAUGGACUCCAUCGAGGAGGCUUUCUCUCUCUGCCACUGGAGCUUGUGUCUCUCCAGAUCCUCAUAGGCCUGGUUCAGCGAGGUCUCCAAAGUAAAAGAUUUCUCCUUUUCUGCAAGGAGCUGUGACCUGUCCUCUUCCCACUGACUUGUCUUCCUGGACAGGUCCUCCUGAGCCUGAUGAAGAGCAGACUUCAGCUGACUGACUUCCUCGUGAUGCUUGCGAUUCUGGUUCUCAUCACUUUCCAGGACCUCAUCUAGGGAAGCUCUUAUCCGGCUUCUUUCCUCCUCUUUUUCUCUCAAAAGACCUGAGAAGUCCUCGUCCUGAGCCUUCAGCUUCUCCUGAGCCUGGAUGAGCUUGACCUUUAAGGAUUCUUGCUCCAGAAUAAGGUCAGCUCUCACUUUAUUCGCCUUGUUCUUUUGGUCUUUUAGCUGUUCUCGUAACUGGGCGAGGUCCUCUUUCAACUUGCAGCGGUCCAGUUUCUGCUGAAUGCGAGCUCUUUCGUGAUUCCACUGCUGUCUAUUCUUUCUCAGCUUCUCUUGAGCUUCGCUGAGGUCUGCUCUUAACUUGGAGGACUCCUCUGUCUGUGAGAGUAGAUGAGUCCUUUCCUCCUCCCAUUGUUUUCUUUCAUUUUUUAGGUCUUUUUUGGUCUGACUCAGGACUUCCUUUAGUUUGGAGGCGUCUUCUUUCUCUGAGAGGAGCUGUGUUCUCUCCUUCUCCCACUGCUGCUGGUCCUCUUGAGCCUUGGCUAGGGCGUCCUUUAACUUGCCAUUUUCCCCCUUGAGGAAGAGGACACAUGCUCUCUCUUCCUCCAACUGUUUGUUUUUCUUCUUCAGGUCUUUCUGGGCCUGGUUGAGAGAAGCUCUCACCUUCCUGGACCCAUCUUUUCCUGAGAGUCCAUCCACCUGCUGGCUCUGCUUCUUCAGAUCUUCCUCAGCCUUCUCGAGAGCAGCCUUCAAUCUGCAGAUUUCCUCUUUGUCAGUCAGAAGACAGGAUCUCUCCUCCUCCCACUGGCAGGUCUUGGUCUGCAGAUCUUCUUGAGUCUGUUUCAGCUCAGCCUUGACGGUGGACAGCUCUUCUUUCAUCUCAUCCAGGAGAGAAGUCUUGUCCUCCUCCCUCUCAGGGUUCUCGGUGGCAGUUUCUUCUUGGACCUGGUUUGGCUCUGUGGUGUGACAGUUGUCUUCUGUCACCUUGGCCUGCUGCUCAGCCCACAGAAGCCUCUGGUUCUCCUGUGUCACUAGUGCAUGGUGAAGUGCAGCACGAAGAUGCAUGACGUCCCCCAGGAGCUGGGCUCUGUCUUGCCCCCAUUGGUUCCUCACCUCAGUGACGGCCAUGUCCAUAUAAGCCUGCAGUCUGGAGGUCAGCUCUGUUUGCUGGGCCAGGCACUCCUCUGUCUCUGUCCGCUUCCUCUUUUCAGCUUCACAGUCCUCCUUAAGUUUUUCCAUUUCAAGGACUGCCUCUCCUGCUUUCUCUAGCUUAGCUGACACUUCAGUGAGCAGGCGUGUCUUUUCAGAGGUGGCUUUCUCUUCCUGUUGCCUGAGCUGCUCUUUUAACAGGUUCACCUCCUGAGAUAAGGCAGCCAUUUCACCCUUGAUUCGGACUGCUUCCUUCUCCUCUCCUGCAAGUCUCUGAGAUUCAGACUCAAGGAUCUGAAUGACAGGCCUGCAAGAAAUUGGGACCAUGUCUCCUUUUUGUCCCUGCUGACUUGGAGGAGAGUAUUUGUCAUGGACUGACUCGCGAUCCUCCCCAUCCGACUCCCAAUCUGAGGCGUCCAUUGUAGGCUCCAAUUGGAGUUGUCUAUAUCUCUCCUGAGCCUCUUGCCGGCGGGCUUCGACUUCUGCAUCUUUUUUGACUUUGACAGCUUGGCGCAUCAGAUUUUGUUCAUUGAUGUUAAAGUUGCCAAAAUCAUCAUCAUCAUCCAGAUCAUACAGAUCUGCAGGCACCGCGUUUGCAUAUUUGUUGGUCCCCUGAUCCAGAGGGAUGGGGGUGGCCUUGUUCUUCCUCUUGUUUCUUCUUUUUCUCGUGUUCAUCUUCUUACUGGAACUGUAGAUGGUCUUGCUCAUGUUCAUGUUCAUCUCACUGGAACUGUGGAUGUUCAUGUUCAUGUUCAUGUUCAUCUUCUGACUGGAACUGCAGGUGGUCAUGUUCCUGUUCGUGUACCUGUUCGUAGAUGUUCACUAAAACUGAGGUUCUCUGUGUUUGUCGCUGUCUGGCACUGAUGGCUGGACUGUCUUAAAGACGGAUUUUGUGAAGCUAAGCAUCAACAAGCUUUAAGAUGAAACGAUCAUUGAGUCUGUGAAAAAAGAUGAAAGGAUCGAUGACAUCAUCAAUGACAUCACUACAUCACAAAACGUGAUGUCAUCAGGGUAAAUUUCCAUGUUUGGAAAAAAAACAUUCUCAGACGGCAUGACAACAUAGUUGUUUAUUUUCAAAUUUGAAAAAAAAAAAAAUUCCAAAGACGUGUUGCCAUAGUUGUUUAUUUUUAAAUUUGGACAAAAAAUUAAUAAACGCACAUUUUCAAGACAAUGUGUGCAUUCGUAUAAUUAAAUAUUUUAAUUGGUUUAAUUGAUUUUCUCCUUUUGAUUAUUAAUUUUUCAAAAUUGCAGCUAUUAAAUACUUUAUUUGCAAAUACAAAGCAGAAAAUAAAAUAUAUUUAAAAAGGUUUCUAACCAAUAAAUCGAGUUUAAUUCGAAUUCACUUUUUUGUGAUCGCAAGGCUUCAAUGAAGUACAGAAGCUCUUCACAUGAAUAACACUUUAGAAGCACAAGCACUGUUCAGUGGUCUCACACUGUCUGUCCAUCAACAUGGAGUUAAAGGCCCCAAGUGAAAUGAGCUGUAGGAGUUUGAGCUCAGUUUGUGAGGAGUUCCAUGUGCUGUGGAGGCAGCAAAACUGAACGCUCUCUUCCCCAGUUCAGUUCUGACACGGAGGACAGAGAGGUGGAGAACGUCACAGGAAUGUAGGACAUAGCGGCAUUUAGUUCUCUGAAGAAAAGUACAUAAAUAAGAUGGAUCUAAGUUGAGAAGAGCCUUGUAAAUCAUGGUCAGCCAGUGCGUACUCCUGUGUGCCCUUAAAGAAGGCCAGCCAGUGUUAACAUACAAAUAACAUGAUGCGUGAGAUGAAUAUCACCAGUGAUAAACCUUAGAGUGCUGUGAUAAACAGUAUUUAAGAACUGGAGACAUUUCAGCAAAGCACCUUUAUGCAACAAAUCUCCAUAAUCGAUUAGAGAAAGAAUUGCUGCUGAUACAAGUGGUUUCCUGGCUCUAACUGAGAAGCAAGAUCUAUAUCGAUGGUAAAACCCGAGCUUCACCCUGAGUUUGUUGACCAGUUCUGCAAUAAUUAAAUAAUUUGUGCUUGUGUAGCACUUGACAUGUAAUCUACUGACCUCUAUUAGUGUUUUUAUGUUAUAUUCACCCAUUCACACUAUGGUCAUUUGUGAUUUCUUUUCCAUUUUCAAGUAACAGGGGGUGGCUCAACUUACCCCACUCUCUCCUAAAGGAAAAGGUGUGCAGGUAUCUUCUUACCUACAAACUGAGUCAGGAUUACUUGGAGUUAAAUUAAUACACCAAUAGACAAGACCUGUGUCUACAUUUUAAAGUUUAAGUGGAGUCUCCAGGUGAAAGUAUGCAGAGCUGGUAGGUGUUCUGAAAACUUCUAUGGCUCUUUUUUUUUUUUUAAUUUUUUUUGAAAGACAAAUAAGGUGCCAAAAAACGACAAUAAGAAGGCAAAAACAUGAAGUCUGUGAGGAGCUGAUGUGACUUGCUGCCACUCUCAGGGCGCUCGAGUCACAAGAAAAUGUUCCCUGACCGGGAAUCGAACCCGGGCCGCGGCGGUGAGAGCGCCGAAUCCUAACCACUAGACCACCAGGGACGCAAAAUUGAUACACCAUUGAUACACCAGUGGAGAGCCGGUUACUGAGUGUCCGCUUACUUAUACUCUUGUCAGCCAUUACCAUAACGUCAAUCCUGUUAUUGUCAUUUAUUUGAUAAAAGUGUAAAAAAUGACAACUCAAAUGGGCUUUCAACACUCACCAUUAUAAUUUGAAUUAAUGAUAUUUUAGAUUGGGCCAUUUUUCAACAUUUCUCCUCUAAAAAAUAUCCGAUAUAGGUUGAGACAUGAUGGCCAUGCAAAAUUAGGAUAUAUUUGAUCAUCUAAAUGACAAAUAUCUAAUUGUAAAAAAAAUCUACAAAAUAAAAUGAUCUCAAUGGAAAGAGAGACCAAAGUACUGCUAAUAUAUGUAACUUGUGACAUACAUCACCUAGUGAUGCAACCUGGACACAUCAUCAGUGAUGUUACCUGGGAUCAUCGAGUGUUUCGGGUCUUUCAAGCAUCAUACACUCUCCUCCAGGCGACCCAGCCGGGGGUGAUCAAUCCCCAGCUUGUGUCCAGUUAAUGCUACCCUACCCACGGGUCUCCUCUCCUGAUCCACAGCCACCGUGAGGCAACCUCUGCUGCCUCCGUGGCCUCCUUGAUGGCCCUUUGCUUUCUAGGUCCUGUGAUGCCCAGCAUGCUAUAGACUCUGCAGAGGGACUGGCCUGCGAACCCUCUGCAUCCCACCUCGAUGGGCUCACAUCUUGCCCGCCACCCAUUGAGCCUACAUUCCUCCACCAGACCCUGGUAUUUGGCCCUCUUCCUCUCGUUGGCCUCCUCGAUUCGGUCUUCCCAUGGUACUGUGAGCUCCAGCAGCACGACCUGCUUGGAGGAUGUUGAGAUCAGUACCACGUCUGGCCUCAGCGAUGUUGUGGCCACAUUCUUUGGGAAUACCAGUUGUUCCCCGAGGUCAACUUUCAGCUCCCAGUCUUGAGCCGUUGCUAGCAGGCCAGAGAAGGUGGUCCUAACAGCAGCUGGUGGUUUCUCCCCGGCUCUGAUGAAGGAGAUGGACUUCCUUGUUGGGCGCAGGUGCUUGCAGUGGGCAGUUCCAUUGCAGAUGGUGUUUGCUAUGGCCUUCAAAACCUGGUCGUGGCGCCAGCGGUAGCGCCCCUCACUCAGGCCUUUUGGACAGCAGCUCAGGAUGUGCUCCAGGGUCCCUCUCUUCUGACACAGUGCACAGGCAGGCGACUCAACCUUUCCCCAGCAGAAUAAAUUAGACGGGCUCGGCAGUACGUCGUAGACGGCCUGGAUGAGGAAUUUAAUGCGCUGGGGCUCAGCUUUCCAAAGCUCAGUCCAAGUGACUUUGCGCUCUGCCGCCUGCUCCCAACGCAUCCAGGCUCCCUGCUGCCGCAUUCCAACCAUCCUGCUGGUUCUCUCUUCCUCCACUGCUGCUCGCACCUCUCCCUGGAGCAGUGCCCUCCUGUCCUUCCCCUUAGCCUUGUCGUAGCGAGGUGUUGCACCGCUACCUAGGCCUGCUCUUCCCCGGGCCGCCGUCCCCACCAACACCCUGUGCCGCAGCCGUGACUCUGCAGCAUCCACGGCCUCUGCUGCCCUCCACUUCCGCCCCGUCCUGACUUCGAUCCCGGCUUGAGAGACUUUUGGGUCGCUUGACUCUCUGUACUGCAGCACCUCUCUAGUACGGCUCACCUUGAACUCUUCAUUCAGGCUGCUGAUCGGUAGCUUCAGCAUGUUGUUUUUCCCGUAUAGUGCGAUGCUGCUGAGGCUUCGAGGCAGUCCCAGCCACUUCCUUAGGAACUUGCUGACUCUCCUCUCGAAGCUCUCAAUUGUAGAGAUUGGGAUCUCAUACACCAGGAGGGGCCAGAGAAUCCUUGGGAGGAUGCCAUGUUGGUACACCCAGGCCUUGAAUUUGCCCGGUAAGCCAGAUUUGUCCACUGUGACUAGCCAUGCCUCCAGCUCUUGGUUGGUUGACUGGAUGGCUGCUGUGUCUUUUAGGCUACAGCUGAACAUUUUCCCCAGGCUCUUCACCGGCUUUUCAGUGAUGGAUGGUAUUUGGGUGCUGUCGAGUGUGAAGUGAAACUUGUUGGUGACCUUUCCUUUCUUCAGCACGAGAGCUCUGGAUUGUAACAUAUAUUGCAUAUUUCUAAUUAGAAAUAUUGUACUUUGUUAAGUUUAUGUCGGUAACAGGGUUGACAAGAUCAUGAAAACAGCCAUGAGAAAAACGGUUAUAAAAUAUAAAUUAACACAGCCUGAGAUGGCACAAUAUCAUUUCCUGCCAUUUUAAACAUUCUUUGAUUCUUGGGUACUUAAAAAUUAACAAUUAAAUAUAGUUUAAAUUAAGUUUUCUAAGCUGAAAAGGCACAGAUUUCAUGGAAUGACCCAUACGCUAUUCAACUGGUACAAUGAUUCUUUUUGUUAUUAUUGCAUAUAACUGCUAAGAAGCUGUCUGGUAAAAAGCCAUUUUAACAUGAGAAUGCCUUUAAGUGAUUCAGAACAUUCACAGCUGUAUUUUUGAAAAGAAAAAGACAAACAUUUCAACAAUCUGAACUGAAACUCUGAUCCUCUCAUCAGACUCCUUUACUUUCUCACUUGAGCCACUGGCUCAGCUUACCCCAGAACUACUUUUCUGACUAUUAGUCCUCAAAGCUAAAAUGGUGGACUUUUGUGCUCGUUUUUUUUUACCUCAUGUUGUAGCUCAUAGAUACCACUAUUGAUGUAUAAAACAAAUUUAAAAUGAUCUUUUUUGGUCUGAACACAAUUCUAAUCAAACUUAUGACAGACAAAAUUCCCUUUCAAGAGUAAAAAAUGUUUUUCUUUAGAAAUAAACGUCUAACCCCUUCACCCAUGUGCUUUGAACCUUCACAGACUCCAUGAAUUGAUGCCCAUCGCCUAAAUAUUUGGUCACAUGAUCAAUUUCUUUUUCCAUUUUCAAGUAACAGGGGGUGGCUUAACUUACCCUACUCUCUCCUAAAGGAAAAGGUGUGCAGGUAUCUUCUUACCUACAAACUGAGUCAGGAUUACUUGGAGUUGAUUAAUCCACCAAUAGACAAGACCUGUGUCUACAUUUUAAAGUUUGAGUGGAGUCUCUAGGUGAAAGUAUGCAAAGCCGGUAGGUGUUCUGAAAACUUCUAUGGCUCUUUUUUUUUUUUUUUUUGACUUUUUCCAUUGACUUUUAUGCAAAAUUUGAACACAAUUUUAUUGCAACUUAUGUUGCAAAAAGUUUAAAUACAAUAAAAAAAAAGUAAUAUCACACCAAUCCUGAUCAAACUGCAUGUUUUGAUAUGUUAUUCGUCCUACAACCCUUCAAGCUGUAGGACUAGCAGUGAACCAAAAUUUGUCCAGACGAAGAAGAAAAAAUCCACAACAUAACAAUAGUGCCAUGGCUUUGCGUUUAGUGCCAAUAACACAAUCACCCGACUGAAAGCUUAAACUUCAGUAAAACAACCUUCACUCUGUUAUUAUUGUAUCUUCUUUCCAUUAAGGUCCUUAUAAUAACCAGUGGAAAAAAGAUUGUUAUGACACCUCUUAUUUAACCCUGUAAGAUACUUAUAAACUGUCCACCUGAUUCUUAUAAAACCCCACAGGUGUCUUAUUAGCAAUAAUAGAUGUGUUCAUCAUGCUUAUUUUAACACUUAGAAUUUAUUAAUGUUGCAAACAACAUGGCAAAUGAAUAGUAAAUACUGAAAUAUAUUGAAAAACAUAACGAUUUAAUCAUCCAAACCAACGUAAAUGAGGGGGCACAUCAGGAUAGACCUAAAAUAGAUUGAAUAUGGGAUGCAUUUACAGCAUACAUAUGAGGGGUAUUGUUAGGAUUUGUUGGGUUUAUGCAGACUUGCAUAGUAAAAUAGACAAACUGAAGACACAUGAAAAAUUUAGAAACAAAGCACAAUCUUCAGACAUGAUAAACCGUUGUUACACCUCUUUAAGAAGUGAAAACUAAAUAUGAAUUGAGAAAAUUAUAAUGGACGCUGUAAGUGUCAGUGUAACAAUGUAGUGAGAGAGACAAAAAGUGAGUCAAAAACACCCCAAAUAUGUUAAGAACUACAAAUGAACUUUCUUCUGUCGAGUCUUGUUUUUUUUUUUGUGUUUUUUUUGUCACAAUACCAACCCUCCUCCUUUAUCCGGGCUUGGGACCGGCAAAAAUGACCCAAUUGAGACAUUUUGGCGGAGUUACUGGGUUUUUUUUAUUUUUUAUACACAAUUGUAUAAAAAUGAGGGAAACCGAAGCACUCGGAGAAAACCCCUUCACCAGCCUCAGUGAGGCUGUAACCCAGAGAGUAAACUGGACACUGAGGCGGGACCUCAGGCCUCAACCCUCUUCAAAUGUACAUAUUCACAAUAUGUGUUUUUUGUGGGAGUUUUUUGUGUGGUUUUUUUCGUGUUUUUUUUGUGGGAGUUUUUUGUAUGUUUUUUUUUUUUUUUCAAUGAAUGCAUGUCAUGCGUCUUUAAGAGGUCUGUGUGUCUCUUUUAAAGAGCCCCUGAAACCUUUUCCUCAAAGACCUCUUUGGUGGCCUCCUGACCGCCUCCAACUGCUCCUCCAGUCUCCUCACUUUAUCCAUUACAGUAUCAUUUGGUGGGGAUGUCUGAGUCUGAAUCUCAGUCUCCUUCACUUCACAAUCCUGCUGAAUGACGGUGAUGGACUCCAUCGAGGAGGCUUUCUCUCUCUGCCACUGGAGCUUGUGUCUCUCCAGAUCCUCAUAGGCCUGGUUCAGCGAGGUCUCCAAAGUAAAAGAUUUCUCCUUUUCUGCAAGGAGCUGUGACCUGUCCUCUUCCCACUGACUUGUCUUCCUGGACAGGUCCUCCUGAGCCUGAUGAAGAGCAGACUUCAGCUGACUGACUUCCUCGUGAUGCUUGCGAUUCUGGUUCUCAUCACUUUCCAGGACCUCAUCUAGGGAAGCUCUUAUCCGGCUUCUUUCCUCCUCUUUUUCUCUCAAAAGACCUGAGAAGUCCUCGUCCUGAGCCUUCAGCUUCUCCUGAGCCUGGAUGAGCUUGACCUUUAAGGAUUCUUGCUCCAGAAUAAGGUCAGCUCUCACUUUAUUCGCCUUGUUCUUUUGGUCUUUUAGCUGUUCUCGUAACUGGGCGAGGUCCUCUUUCAACUUGCAGCGGUCCAGUUUCUGCUGAAUGCGAGCUCUUUCGUGAUUCCACUGCUGUCUGUUCUUUCUCAGCUUCUCUUGAGCUUCGCUGAGGUCUGCUCUUAACUUGGAGGACUCCUCUGUCUGUGAGAGUAGAUGAGUCCUUUCCUCCUCCCAUUGUUUUCUUUCAUUUUUUAGGUCUUUUUUGGUCUGACUCAGGACUUCCUUUAGUUUGGAGGCGUCUUCUUUCUCUGAGAGGAGCUGUGUUCUCUCCUUCUCCCACUGCUGCUGGUCCUCUUGAGCCUUGGCUAGGGCGUCCUUUAACUUGCCAUUUUCCCCCUUGAGGAAGAGGACACAUGCUCUCUCUUCCUCCAACUGUUUGUUUUUCUUCUUCAGGUCUUUCUGGGCCUGGUUGAGAGAAGCUCUCACCUUCCUGGACCCAUCUUUUCCUGAGAGUCCAUCCACCUGCUGGCUCUGCUUCUUCAGAUCUUCCUCAGCCUUCUCGAGAGCAGCCUUCAAUCUGCAGAUUUCCUCUUUGUCAGUCAGAAGACAGGAUCUCUCCUCCUCCCACUGGCAGGUCUUGGUCUGCAGAUCUUCUUGAGUCUGUUUCAGCUCAGCCUUGACGGUGGACAGCUCUUCUUUCAUCUCAUCCAGGAGAGAAGUCUUGUCCUCCUCCCUCUCAGGGUUCUCGGUGGCAGUUUCUUCUUGGACCUGGUUUGGCUCUGUGGUGUGACAGUUGUCUUCUGUCACCUUGGCCUGCUGCUCAGCCCACAGAAGCCUCUGGUUCUCCUGUGUCACUAGUGCAUGGUGAAGUGCAGCACGAAGAUGCAUGACGUCCCCCAGGAGCUGGGCUCUGUCUUGCCCCCAUUGGUUCCUCACCUCAGUGACGGCCAUGUCCAUAUAAGCCUGCAGUCUGGAGGUCAGCUCUGUUUGCUGGGCCAGGCACUCCUCUGUCUCUGUCCGCUUCCUCUUUUCAGCUUCACAGUCCUCCUUAAGUUUUUCCAUUUCAAGGACUGCCUCUCCUGCUUUCUCUAGCUUAGCUGACACUUCAGUGAGCAGGCGUGUCUUUUCAGAGGUGGCUUUCUCUUCCUGUUGUCUGAGCUGCUCUUUUAACAGGUUCACCUCCUGAGAUAAGGCAGCCAUUUCACCCUUGAUUCGGACUGCUUCCUUCUCCUCUCCUGCAAGUCUCUGAGAUUCAGACUCAAGGAUCUGAAUGACAGGCCUGCAAGAAAUUGGGACCAUGUCUCCUUUUUGUCCCUGCUGACUUGGAGGAGAGUAUUUGUCAUGGACUGACUCGCGAUCCUCCCCAUCCGACUCCCAAUCUGAGGCGUCCAUUGUAGGCUCCAAUUGGAGUUGUCUAUAUCUCUCCUGAGCCUCUUGCCGGCGGGCUUCGACUUCUGCAUCUUUUUUGACUUUGACAGCUUGGCGCAUCAGAUUUUGUUCAUUGAUGUUAAAGUUGCCAAAAUCAUCAUCAUCAUCCAGAUCAUACAGAUCUGCAGGCACCGCGUUUGCAUAUUUGUUGGUCCCCUGAUCCAGAGGGAUGGGGGUGGCCUUUGUUCUUCCUCUUGUUUCUUCUUUUUCUAGCGUUCAUCUUCUCACCGGAACUGUAGAUGGUCUUGCUCAUGUUCAUGUUCAUCUCACUGGAACUGUGGACGUUCAUGUUCAUGUUCAUCUUCUGACUGGAACUGCAGGUGGUCAUGUUCCUGUUCGUGUACCUGUUCGUAGAUGUUCACUAAAACUGAGGUUCUCUGUGUUUGUCGCUGUCUGGCACUGAUGGCUGGACUGUCUUAAAGACGGAUUUUGUGAGGCUAAGCAUCAACAAGCUUUAAGAUGAAACGAUCAUUGAGUCUGUGAAAAAAGAUGAAAGGAUCGAUGACAUCAUCAAUGACAUCACUAAAUCACAAAACGUGAUGUCAUCAGGGUAAAUUUCCAUGUUUGGAAAAAAAACAUUCUCAGACGGCAUGACAACAUAGUUGUUUAUUUUCAAAUUUGAAAAAAAAAAAAAAAUUCCAAAGACGUGUUGCCAUAGUUGUUUAUUUUUAAAUUUGGACAAAAAAUUAAUAAACGCACAUUUUCAAGACAAUGUGUGCAUUCGUAUAAUUAAAUAUUUUAAUUGGUUUAAUUGAUUUUCUCCUUUUGAUUAUUAAUUUUUCAAAAUUGCAGCUAUUAAAUACUUUAUUUGCAAAUACAAAGCAGAAAAUAAAAUAUAUUUAAAAAGGUUUCUAACCAAUAAAUCGAGUUUAAUUCGAAUUCACUUUUUUGUGAUCGCAAGGCUUCAAUGAAGUACAGAAGCUCUUCACAUGAAUAACACUUUAGAAGCACAAGCACUGUUCAGUGGUCUCACACUGUCUGUCCAUCAACAUGGAGUUAAAGGCCCCAAGUGAAAUGAGCUGUAGGAGUUUGAGCUCAGUUUGUGAGGAGUUCCAUGUGCUGUGGAGGCAGCAAAACUGAACGCUCUCUUCCCCAGUUCAGUUCUGACACGGAGGACAGAGAGGUGGAGAACGUCACAGGAAUGUAGGACAUAGCGGCAUUUAGUUCUCUGAAGAAAAGUACAUAAAUAAGAUGGAUCUAAGUUGAGAAGAGCCUUGUAAAUCAUGGUCAGCCAGUGCGUACUCCUGUGUGCCCUUAAAGAAGGCCAGCCAGUGUUAACAUACAAAUAACAUGAUGCGUGAGAUGAAUAUCACCAGUGAUAAACCUUAGAGUGCUGUGAUAAACAGUAUUUAAGAACUGGAGACAUUUCAGCAAAGCACCCAUAUGCAGCACAUCUCCAUAAUCGAUUGAGAAAGAAUUGUUGCUGAUACAAGUGGUUUCCUGGCUCUAAGUGAGAAGCAAGAUCUAUUUUGAUGGUAAAACCCGAGCUUCACCCUGAGUUUGUUGACCAGUUCUGCAAUAAUUAAAUAAUUUGUGCUUGUGUAGCACUUGACAUGUAAUCUACUGACCUCUAUUAGUGUUUUUAUGUUAUAUUCACCCAUUCACACUAUGGUCAUUUGUGAUUUCUUUUUCCAUUUUCAAGUAACAGGGGGUGGCUCAACUUACCCCACUCUCUCCUAAAGGAAAAGGUGUGCAGGUAUCUUCUUACCUACAAACUGAGUCAAGAUUACUUGGAGUUAAAUUAAUACACCAAUAGACAAGACCUGUGUCUACAUUUUAAAGUUUAAGUGGAGUCUCUAGGUGAAAGUAUGCAGAGCUGGUAGGUGUUCUGAAAACUUCUAUGGCUCUUUUUUUUUUUUUAAUUUUUUUUGAAAGACAAAUAAGGUGCCAAAAAACGACAAUAAGAAGGCAAAAACAUGAAGUCUGUGAGGAGCUGAUGUGACUUGCUGCCACUCUCAGGGCGCUCGAGUCACAAGAAAAUGUUCCCUGACCGGGAAUCGAACCCGGGCCGCGGCGGUGAGAGCGCCGAAUCCUAACCACUAGACCACCAGGGACGCAAAAUUGAUACACCAUUGAUACACCAGUGGAGAGCCGGUUACUGAGUGUCCGCUUACUUAUACUCUUGUCAGCCAUUACCAUAACGUCAAUCCUGUUAUUGUCAUUUAUUUGAUAAAAGUGUAAAAAAUGACAACUCAAAUGGGCUUUCAACACUCACCAUUAUAAUUUAAAUUAAUGAUAUUUUAGAUUGGGCCAUUUUUCAACAUUUCUCCUCUAAAAAAUAUCCGAUAUAGGUUGAGACAUGAUGGCCAUGCAAAAUUAGGAUAUAUUUGAUCAUCUAAAUGACAAAUAUCUAAUUGGAAAAAAAAUCUACAAAAUAAAAUGAUCUCAAUGGAAAGAGAGACCAAAGUACUGCUAAUAUAUGUAACAUAUAUUGCAUAUUUCUAAUUAGAAAUAUUGUACUUUGUUAAGUUUAUGUCGGUAACAGGGUUGACAAGAUCAUGAAAACAGCCAUGAGAAAAACGGUUAUAAAAAAAUAAAUUAACACAGCCUGAGAUGGCACAAUAUCAUUUCCUGCCAUUUUAAACAUUCUUUGAUUCUUGGGUACUUAAAAAUUAACAAUUAAAUAUAGUUUAAAUUAAGUUUUCUAAGCUGAAAAGGCACAGAUUUCAUGGAAUGACCCAUACGCUAUUCAACUGGUACAAUGAUUCUUUUUGUUAUUAUUGCAUAUAACUGCUAAGAAGCUGUCUGGUAAAAAGCCAUUUUAACAUGAGAAUGCCUUUAAGUGAUUCAGAACAUUCACAGCUGUAUUUUUGAAAAGAAAAAGACAAACAUUUCAACAAUCUGAACUGAAACUCUGAUCCUCUCAUCAGACUCCUUUACUUUCUCACUUGAGCCACUGGCUCAGCUUACCCCAGAACUACUUUUCUGACUAUUAGUCCUCAAAGCUAAAAUGGUGGACUUUUGUGCUCGUUUUUUUUUACCUCAUGUUGUAGCUCAUAGAUACCACUAUUGAUGUAUAAAACAAAUUUAAAAUGAUCUUUUUUGGUCUGAACACAAUUCUAAUCAAACUUAUGACAGACAAAAUUCCCUUUCAAGAGUAAAAAAUGUUUUUCUUUAGAAAUAAACGUCUAACCCCUUCACCCAUGUGCUUUGAACCUUCACAGACUCCAUGAAUUGAUGCCCAUCUCCUAAAUAUUUGGUCACAUGAUCAAUUUCUUUUUCCAUUUUCAAGUAACAGGGGGUGGCUUAACUUACCCCACUCUCUCCUAAAGGAAAAGGUGUGCAGGUAUCUUCUUACCUACAAACUGAGUCAGGAUUACUUGGAGUUGAUUAAUACACCAAUAGACAAGACCUGUGUCUACAUUUUAAAGUUUGAGUGGAGUCUCUAGGUGAAAGUAUGCAAAGCCGGUAGGUGUUCUGAAAACUUCUAUGGCUCUUUUUUUUUUUUUUGACUUUUUCCAUUGACUUUUAUGCAAAAUUUGAACACAAUUUUAUUGCAACUUAUGUUGCAAAAAGUUUAAAUACAAUAAAAAAAAAGUAAUAUCACACCAAUCCUGAUCAAACUGCAUGUUUUGAUAUGUUAUUCGUCCUACAACCCUUCAAGCUGUAGGACUAGCAGUGAACCAAAAUUUGUCCAGACGAAGAAGAAGAAAAAAUCCACAACAUAACAAUAGUGCCAUGGCUUUGCGUUUAGUGCCAAUAACACAAUCACCCGACUGAAAGCUUAAACUUCAGUAAAACAACCUUCACUCUGUUAUUAUUGUAUCUUCUUUCCAUUAAGGUCCUCAUAAUAACCAGUGGAAAAAAGAUUGUUAUGACACCUCUUAUUUAACCCUGUAAGAUACUUAUAAACUGUCCACCUGAUUCUUAUAAAACCCCACAGGUGUCUUAUUAGCAAUAAUAGAUGUGUUCAUCAUGCUUAUUUUAACACUUAGAAUUUAUUAAUGUUGCAAACAACAUGGCAAAUGAAUAGUAAAUACUGAAAUAUGUUGAAAAACAUAACGAUUUAAUCAUCCAAACCAACGUAAAAGAGGGGGCACAUCAGGAUAGACCUAAAAUAGAUUGAAUAUGGGAUGCAUUCACAGCAUACAUAUGAGGGGUAUUGUUAGGAUUUGUUGGGUUUAUGCAGACUUGCAUAAUAAAAUAGACAAACUGAGGACACAUGAAAAAUUUAGAAACAAAGCACAAUCUUCAGACAUGAUAAACCGUUGUUACACCUCUUUAAGAAGUGAAAACUAAAUAUGAAUUGAGAAAAUUAUAAUGGACGCUGUAAGUGUCAGUGUAACAAUAUAGUGAGAGAGACAAAAAGUGAGUCAAAAACACCCCAAAUAUGUUAAGAACUACAAAUGAACUUUCUUCUGUCGAGUCUUGUUUUUUUUUUUUUUUUUUUUGUCACAAUACCAACCCUCCUCCUUUAUCCGGGCUUGGGACCGGCAAAAAUGACCCAAUUGAGACAUUUUGGCGGAGUUACUGGGUUUUUUUUAUUUUUUAUACACAAUUGUAUAAAAAUGAGGGAAACCGAAGCACUCGGAGAAAACCCCUUCACCAGCCUCAGUGAGGCUGUAACCCAGAGAGUAAACUGGACACUGAGGCGGGACCUCAGGCCUCAACCCUCUUCAAAUGUACAUAUUCACAAUAUGUGUUUUUUGUGGGAGUUUUUUGUGUGGUUUUUUUUCGUGUGUUUUUUUGUGGGAGUUUUUUGUGUGUUUUUUUGUGUUUUUUUUUUCAAUGAAUGCAUGUCAUGCGUCUUUAAGAGGUCUGUGUGUCUCUUUUAAAGAGCCCCUGAAACCUUUUCCUCAAAGACCUCUUUGGUGGCCUCCUGACCGCCUCCAACUGCUCCUCCAGUCUCCUCACUUUAUCCAUUACAGUAUCAUUUGGUGGGGAUGUCUGAGUCUGAAUCUCAGUCUCCUUCACUUCACAAUCCUGCUGAAUGACGGUGAUGGACUCCAUCGAGGAGGCUUUCUCUCUCUGCCACUGGAGCUUGUGUCUCUCCAGAUCCUCAUAGGCCUGGUUCAGCGAGGUCUCCAAAGUAAAAGAUUUCUCCUUUUCUGCAAGGAGCUGUGACCUGUCCUCUUCCCACUGACUUGUCUUCCUGGACAGGUCCUCCUGAGCCUGAUGAAGAGCAGACUUCAGCUGACUGACUUCCUCGUGAUGCUUGCGAUUCUGGUUCUCAUCACUUUCCAGGACCUCAUCUAGGGAAGCUCUUAUCCGGCUUCUUUCCUCCUCUUUUUCUCUCAAAAGACCUGAGAAGUCCUCGUCCUGAGCCUUCAGCUUCUCCUGAGCCUGGAUGAGCUUGACCUUUAAGGAUUCUUGCUCCAGAAUAAGGUCAGCUCUCACUUUAUUCGCCUUGUUCUUUUGGUCUUUUAGCUGUUCUCGUAACUGGGCGAGGUCCUCUUUCAACUUGCAGCGGUCCAGUUUCUGCUGAAUGCGAGCUCUUUCGUGAUUCCACUGCUGUCUGUUCUUUCUCAGCUUCUCUUGAGCUUCGCUGAGGUCUGCUCUUAACUUGGAGGACUCCUCUGUCUGUGAGAGUAGAUGAGUCCUUUCCUCCUCCCAUUGUUUUCUUUCAUUUUUUAGGUCUUUUUUGGUCUGACUCAGGACUUCCUUUAGUUUGGAGGCGUCUUCUUUCUCUGAGAGGAGCUGUGUUCUCUCCUUCUCCCACUGCUGCUGGUCCUCUCGAGCCUUGGCUAGGGCGUCCUUUAACUUGCCAUUUUCCCCCUUGAGGAAGAGGACACAUGCUCUCUCUUCCUCCAACUGUUUGUUUUUCUUCUUCAGGUCUUUCUGGGCCUGGUUGAGAGAAGCUCUCACCUUCCUGGACCCAUCUUUUCCUGAGAGUCCAUCCACCUGCUGGCUCUGCUUCUUCAGAUCUUCCUCAGCCUUCUCGAGAGCAGCCUUCAAUCUGCAGAUUUCCUCUUUGUCAGUCAGAAGACAGGAUCUCUCCUCCUCCCACUGGCAGGUCUUGGUCUGCAGAUCUUCUUGAGUCUGUUUCAGCUCAGCCUUGACGGUGGACAGCUCUUCUUUCAUCUCAUCCAGGAGAGAAGUCUUGUCCUCCUCCCUCUCAGGGUUCUCGGUGGCAGUUUCUUCUUGGACCUGGUUUGGCUCUGUGGUGUGACAGUUGUCUUCUGUCACCUUGGCCUGCUGCUCAGCCCACAGAAGCCUCUGGUUCUCCUGUGUCACUAGUGCAUGGUGAAGUGCAGCACGAAGAUGCAUGACGUCCCCCAGGAGCUGGGCUCUGUCUUGCCCCCAUUGGUUCCUCACCUCAGUGACGGCCAUGUCCAUAUAAGCCUGCAGUCUGGAGGUCAGCUCUGUUUGCUGGGCCAGGCACUCCUCUGUCUCUGUCCGCUUCCUCUUUUCAGCUUCACAGUCCUCCUUAAGUUUUUCCAUUUCAAGGACUGCCUCUCCUGCUUUCUCUAGCUUAGCUGACACUUCAGUGAGCAGGCGUGUCUUUUCAGAGGUGGCUUUCUCUUCCUGUUGUCUGAGCUGCUCUUUUAACAGGUUCACCUCCUGAGAUAAGGCAGCCAUUUCACCCUUGAUUCGGACUGCUUCCUUCUCCUCUCCUGCAAGUCUCUGAGAUUCAGACUCAAGGAUCUGAAUGACAGGCCUGCAAGAAAUUGGGACCAUGUCUCCUUUUUGUCCCUGCUGACUUGGAGGAGAGUAUUUGUCAUGGACUGACUCGCGAUCCUCCCCAUCCGACUCCCAAUCUGAGGCGUCCAUUGUAGGCUCCAAUUGGAGUUGUCUAUAUCUCUCCUGAGCCUCUUGCCGGCGGGCUUCGACUUCUGCAUCUUUUUUGACUUUGACAGCUUGGCGCAUCAGAUUUUGUUCAUUGAUGUUAAAGUUGCCAAAAUCAUCAUCAUCAUCCAGAUCAUACAGAUCUGCAGGCACCGCGUUUGCAUAUUUGUUGGUCCCCUGAUCCAGAGGGAUGGGGGUGGCCUUGUUCUUCCUCUUGUUUCUUCUUUUUCUAGCGUUCAUCUUCUCACCGGAACUGUAGAUGGUCUUGCUCAUGUUCAUGUUCAUCUCACUGGAACUGUGGAUGUUCAUGUUCAUGUUCAUGUUCAUCUUCUGACUGGAACUGCAGGUGGUCAUGUUCCUGUUCGUGUACCUGUUCGUAGAUGUUCACUAAAACUGAGGUUCUCUGUGUUUGUCGCUGUCUGGCACUGAUGGCUGGACUGUCUUAAAGACGGAUUUUGUGAGGCUAAGCAUCAACAAGCUUUAAGAUGAAACGAUCAUUGAGUCUGUGAAAAAAGAUGAAAGGAUCGAUGACAUCAUCAAUGACAUCACUAAAUCACAAAACGUGAUGUCAUCAGGGUAAAUUUCCAUGUUUGGAAAAAAACAUUCUCAGACGGCAUGACAACAUAGUUGUUUAUUUUCAAAUUUGAAAAAAAAAAAAAAAUUCCAAAGACAUGUUGCCAUAGUUGUUUAUUUUUAAAUUUGGACAAAAAAUUAAUAAACGCACAUUUUCAAGACAAUGUGUGCAUUCGUAUAAUUAAAUAUUUUAAUUGGUUUAAUUGAUUUUCUCCUUUUGAUUAUUAAUUUUUCAAAAUUGCAGCUAUUAAAUACUUUAUUUGCAAAUACAAAGCAGAAAAUAAAAUAUAUUUAAAAAGGUUUCUAACCAAUAAAUCGAGUUUUAUUCGAAUUCACUUUUUUGUGAGUGCAAGGUUUCAAUGAAGUGCAGAAGCUCUUCACAUAAAUAACACUUUAGAAGCACAAGCACUGUUCAGUGGUCUCACACUGUCUGUCCAUCAACAUGGAGUUAAAGGCCCCAAGUGAAAUGAGCUGUAGGAGUUUGAGCUCAGUUUGUGAGGAGUUCCAUGUGCUGUGGAGGCAGCAAAACUGAACGCUCUCUUCCCCAGUUCAGUUCUGACACGGAGGACAGAGAGGUGGAGAACGUCACAGGAAUGUAGGACAUAGCGGCAUUUAGUUCUCUGAAGAAAAGUACAUAAAUAAGAUGGAUCUAAGUUGAGAAGAGCCUUGUAAAUCAUGGUCAGCCAGUGCGUACUCCUGUGUGCCCUUAAAGAAGGCCAGACAGUGUUAACAUACAAAUAACAUGAUGCGUGAGAUGAAUAUCACCAGUGAUAAACCUUAGAGUGCUGUGAUAAACAGUAUUUAAGAACUGGAGACAUUUCAGCAAAGCACCCAUAUGCAGCACAUCUCCAUAAUCGAUUGAGAAAGAAUUGCUGCUGAUACAAGUGGUUUCCUGGCUCUAACUGAGAAGCAAGAUCUAUAUCGAUGGUAAAACCCGAGCUUCACCCUGAGUUUGUUGACCAGUUCUGCAAUAAUUAAAUAAUUUGUGCUUGUGUAGCACUUGACAUGUAAUCUACUGACCUCUAUUAGUGUUUUUAUGUUAUAUUCACCCAUUCACACUAUGGUCAUUUGUGAUUUUGUAUAUUUUAGCUGUGAGCUGAAUGAACACAGUCAAUUUAACUUCUCCUAAUUUCUCUCUGAAAACUUUCCAAAGUUUAAAAUCUCUUAGCGCAGAGUCACUGUCAUUUUGUAGAGCCUCACCCCCCUGUGUGCUUCUGUGAUCACCCUGUGUGUGUGCAGUGUUUAAGUGUGGUUAAGAUAGGAUGAAAGCAACGAAACUCUCUGUGUGUGUGUGUGUGUGUGUGUGUGUGUGUGUGUGUGUGUGUGUGUGUGUGUGUGUGUGUGUGUGUGUGUGUGUGUGUGUGUGUGUGCAGCAGUAAUGAACAUGCCUCCACUGGUCUCUGAAGGCAGCCAUUACUAACACACACAGACAAUAAUGCAGGAGGAGGAGGAAUAAGUAGAGUAUUUGCAGCGGCUUUGGGAUCUUAAAUUUUGAAGACUCGUUUGUGAUAUUUUCAGUAGCUUUACAUGUGGCCAGUUUCUUGCAAGAAUAAGUAAUGAGUUGCAUGUGUCAUUGUGCGACGAUGGUGGACAGUAACUGAGGAGACAAUAAGACAAACGGGGAAGACUCUCAAAGGUUUAGACAAUGUUUGUGCAGAGGAUUAAUCUAAUGACUGCCAAAGAGUGUAAAGAAUCUAUAGAGAGUGUGGAGAUGAAGAGCGCUUCAUGAAAUCAUGCUGUAACGUGUGCGUGUGUGUGGAGGGCUGCUGAUUGGUUGGCAGUCUCCAUCUGGCCGCUUUUGUCUGUAGGCAUGCUGCCCUGCACAACAAUUAUGCUCCCAUGCAUGAAGAGUGUAUGUGUGUGUGUGUGUGUGUGUGUGUGUGUGUGUGUGUGUGUGUAAGAAGAACAAGGGGGGAGGGUGUAAGGAGUGGGGGAAUCCAGAUGUUGGGUUCAUUCUCAUCCCACCCCAUCCCAUUUAUUUUAAUCCAUCUCCCUCCCCCAUAGCAUUGUACAGCAAGCCAUCUGCACGCACACACUUACAAAUUCACGCACACACGUGCACACACAGCCUCAGGCUCAGCCAGGUGGCUGGGUGGCCUCAAAUGUGUCCUGGUGCACCUCUGGCUCUGUGUUGAUUGGAGUGAAAGCGGCUCGUAUGAAAUUAAGCAGAGCUGCGCGCCGCUGUUAAAGUGGGUCACUGCAAGUGUGUGUGAGUGUCUGAAAAGAUUUCAGGGCUGUAUCUUUUUGUUGAUCAGCUGUGGAGUCUUAUGAAAAUUUGAUGUAAAAUGUCUGUUACAUGUGGAGAGUGGUUUCUGCGGUUUUAGAGAGUUUUUUUCAUCAGAGAGAAUUACGAUCCUGAAAAUCCAAAAGGCUGUUUGAGAGGAUUUUUUUCUGUUAAGAUUUUGUGGCAAAAUCUGACUCAAAAACAGAAGCAAUAUGGCAGUACACAGAUACAGUUGUCAGGUCAGCGAUGAAGCCAAAAUGUCUCCAACUGACCCACAAAAGUCUCACCAACUGUACAGAUCAUACUUUAAUGACAGUGUUAGCACUGAAUACUAUUGAGUCAUGGCAUAGAAUCAACUUCCAUCACAUUGUAUUGUAUCUUAUCCUCAUAAUUCAUUUGUGAAACCAGGAUUUUGUAAAAAUUUGGACCUGCAUGCUAUAAAAUAAUAAUUAUUGCCUGAUAGACAUAAAUAUUAGGGGUGGGAGAAAAAAUCGAUUCAGAUAAGUAUUACGAUUUUUUGUUUUACAAUUUUUAAAUCGAUUUUUAUGUUCAAUUUUUUUUUUUUUUUUUAAAUUUAAGAAUAAAUCUUAAAAACUGACUUACAUGUGAUGUAUAUUUUUUCGGGAAAUAUAGUUCCUGAAAUAGUCAGUAGUCAAUCAUAACCAUUGAACUGUUUCACUGGUGUUUAAAAUGCAGACCAAAAAUCGAAAAAAAUCAACAAUAUCGUAGAAUCACGAUUUAAAUUGAAUCAGCAUCCAUAAUAUUGUAGAAGAAUCGGAAGAAAAGCAUAUCGUCCCAGCCCUAAUAAAUAUGUUGUAUAAUCCUGAUGCCUUGUUAGCUAUCACUGAACCAGGACUCGCUAUGUGCUCUACCUAUCCAAUCGUAUCAAAUCACAUAUUGUAUUGAAUUGUAUAUCACAGUAUUGUAGGGAAUUAUGUCAUUAUGGUAUCAUCAAAUCAAAUCAAAUCACAUUGUAUUCGAUAUCAUAUCCUGUAUUGUAUUCUUUAUUGUAUCCUUUCUUACUGUAUCCUAUCUUAUUCUAUCCUAUAUCAUAUCGUAUUGUAUCUUAUCAUAUAAUAUCUUUGUAACAUAAAUCGUCUAGUCUGGUUUGGUAUCGUAAGGCCUAGCCAACGAAACGAAGACUUUAGGCUAAUUUGGACUUGUAUAGUAUUUAAAAAUAAGUGCCGCUGUGUGAUUAAAAAUACAUUGCUUGUCAGUUGUGCUGAUUAGGCGUGGAUCAAUUAUUGUCCAACUAUUAUGACAAAAAUUCACCAUUUUGCUGAUUAUUAGUAUUGGCAUUAUAUGUAACGUGUUUAAGAGCGAUAAAAUUUUUUAAUCUAAAAUAGCUCAACUUUGGCUUCAAUUCUGGUGUGUCUUUCUCUCUACAUCUGUUCUUGCUCCGCCCACAACAUUAUCUAAUUGGCUAGAUGUUAGAUAACUUUGUGACUGAAUUGUUUCGUUAAUUGUAACUGGUUAACACUGAACUCCUGUAAAUUUAAUAGAUACACAUAAAGUUUUUAGUAUUCCAAUUUCAAAUAUUGACAGAAAGGUUGUUUUUACUGUAAAUGCACUUCAGUUCCAAAUAUCAUGUACUAAUAACCUGUAUCGGAAAUCUUUCUUCUCUAACGUUGACACCUGUCUGUCUUACAGCCAAACAUGAUGUGAAUGGAAACCGCACUGUUCCACCUUUUCCAGAUGGGACAGAGAUGGUCAUGUUUGGUAAGUGAUUGUCGUCAUUUAAUGACAAAAACAAUAUAACACUUCGUAAGCAGCUUGGCUACUCCUUAUGAUGAAGGUUAUUUUUUAUCUGCCAGAGACCCUCUCAUGGCCAACACCAUAAUAGUAGUUGGAGUGACACAAACUACUGUCAUAUUUUCUUGUUGUGAAGUGUUUAUCUGUCAUUUUUCGUUUGCACAGUUUCCACUGUUAUCAAUUUCCUGACCAGGAUUUAAGCCCCCAACUAAUUCUGUUCAUUAACAAUGAGAGGGUCUACAAACUGUACUCCAGACUGUGACUCUGUCCAUGGUGCUGAAAUAUCUCAUUAGAGCUGCCACACAGUGUAUGAACCUUUUUACUCUUUAAGGUCGCUUUCACACCUGACCAAGUGAACUCGGUUCGAUUGGGGAGCUGAAAGUUGGUUCGGCUUUCACACUGUGAUUUCUAAAGUGCACUGAACUUUCCGAGCAGCAUCACGUGGUUGAAAGGAGCACUCAUCCAUUGGUCAAAGUAGGAGGGGUAUGUCGCCUUACGGAUUACAAACAGGAGUGGACUAGCCGUCUUGUAUUGUGCUUCUUCACAUUAUUUUAUGGAAUGCUACAACGUUAGUGAACGCAACUGUUCCUAUAAUGCUAUCGUAGCUUGUCAGGGAUUGACCCUGUUAUUUUUCUAACUUUUGACGAUCUAACAUAUGACAGCAUAUGAGCUCAGAGUUUAAGGACUAUGACUGUUGGUAGUUGUGAUUUGAUUUUGUUUAAAUAUGCCAAAUUGUGAAUUUAUGGGUUAUUGUUGUUCAGACAAUUGAGCUAAGCUAGCUAGCAACUGCUAUAGUCACGCCGUGCUUCCUCUACUCAAAAUGCACUGCGUAUAGCGUCAUUACGUACAUUUGGUCCUGUGUUUGGUCCGAUGAGCUUUCGCACUGCAUACUAACCGAACCAGGGUUCACUUGCAAGGGAACCGAGACCCACGUUUUCAGGCGGACCAGAGUUCGCUUGUUUGGUCUGCACCAGAGUUCGGAUGAGCUUUCACACCUGCCCAAACGAAGCGGGCUAUCCGAGGAAACGAACUCUGGUCCGUUUAAGUGGACCAAACAGCUCUAGUGUGAAAGCGACCUUAAACUUUCAUCAGAAGUAAUCAGAGAAGAAGAAAUCUGGAUCUGAAACACACUGUUGAGUUAUAACUGGAUCAUACUAGCUGCGAUGUUGUUAAUUAAACAGAUUUUAACCGAUAGAUUAUAAGCUGUUGAUUGAUGAAUGAUGAGCUACUUGUUGCUCCUCUUAAAGGUAUGGGCUGUUUCUGGGGAGCAGAGAGAAAGUUUUGGAGACAGAAGGACGUUUAUUCCACUCAAGUGGGCUACGCAGGUGGAUACACGAUCAACCCCACCUACAGGGAGGUCUGCACAGGUAACUUCAGCAUACCCACACACACAUACACACACAAGCAGCAGGCUGUCUUUUGAGAGUUAAUAGAUUGUGGAAAACAGGACUCGCAUAAACAGAAGAGUGAAUAAUUUCCCUCAGGUCCUAUUAUACCGGGGCAUGGAUAAGGGUGCUAUUGAUGCCUGACCACUCUGAGCAGACUGUGUGAGUUUGUUUGUGUAUUUCUGUCUGAUGUGAGUCCAGACCUCCUGUGGAGUCCCUUAUUCAGCCACUACAGACUGAAUCCAUCUUUAGACCUGCAUCACCACCUGUCUCUGUUACUCCCUCACUUAGUUAUACUCUUCUAAACACUUUGCAUGAACAUAAAUAUGUCAAGAAGCUUUGACAUAUUUGCUGCUUCAUUGAUGUUUUAUCUUCUGAUUAUGCAUUUGUAACCACGCAACACAUUCCUAAUAAGAUGUGAAGGUAGGAGUUAACUGUGGGAGUUUAACAGUCAGCAAUUAUGAAACUAAGAAACUGUUAUCUGAAAAAAUACCACAAAUUGAAUUUGAAUAAAGAUGGUGUAGAUUGGAUUUAAGGUGUCGUAGCAAGCUUGUUAAAUUCUGAUUUUAAUGCCCAGUUAUUGGACCUCCUUGUGAAACCAAAUAUAAAAAUGUGGCCACUAAAGUACUUAACCCACUCGAGAGCUUUUGUUUCCUCAGCAGAACCACAAUAUUGUGAAACAUGAGCGUUAUGGUGAAGUAUAAAGCUUCUAUUUGGACUCUUUAUCUGGUUGUGAAACAGACUGAAAUUGGUGUUUAUUACUCUUCAUAACCUAAAAGAAUAAACAAGACCACCAACAAGAGGUGGAACAACUUCUGUUUAAUUAUUUCUGAUCAAACCACUGACAGGUGAUUGGUGUCAGACGAAGGGAUUGACUACAGACUGUUAAAAAAGCUCCAAGACUAUUAUUCUCAGAGUGAUUUACUGAAUGGUUACAGGGUUCCUAUGCAAGUAUGGCGAUUUUGAACUAAAUUUGAUCAAUUCACAGUUCUUAAAAAGUAUGGAAAAUGAAAAAUAAAGUAUGGAAAAGUACUGAUGUUUCCAGAGUAUUACCACAGUUUUGAAAUUCUGUUUUCUAUAAUAGAAAAGUUGAUAUUUCCAAAAACAAUUCUGAAAAGUAGGGUAUGAAAAAGUAUGUAAAAUACAACUGUGUAGGAACCCGGGGGUUAAAAGACAGCAGGAUUAUAAACACCACUGAUUAUAACCACCCUGGUCUAUCUUGUAGUCCUUCCUCUUAAUAAGGUCAUGACCAAAGCAGACCUGACCUUCUGAGACUUUAACUCCACUAGUCCUCUGAAACUGUGCUGUGGUAUCUGGCACAAAGAUGUUGGAAGCAGAUCCUUUCGAAGUCCCAAAAAAUGCAUUUUUAGCCACCCUGAGCAUUUUGAAUUCAGUUGCCAAAACUGCCAAAAUGGGGGAUCGCCAGACUCUCAUUUUUUGCCUCCUCAUCCAUGCGAUGAUCUCGACAGGUGGAGAUGCUGUAAUAUUGAGACACUGUGCUGACUGCCUGUCUUGAGGUUGUCUGUGGGGAUUGAGUGCAGACUUAUAAAGACAAACGCAGAGGUAGGAAAAAAAAUAUGCGGAGCACACCAGGGGCCUGUUCUACGAAGCAGGAUUACUGCCUAGCAAGGUAGCUCCAAGGCUACCUCACUAGGUCGAACUCGCUUCGUAGAAUAGGCCCCAGAAGAAUACCAAACACAAUCUAGAAUCUGACCCUUAUCAUGUGAAACUACAGCUACUUCAGAGGUUUCAGAGGGAUGAUAUAAACCCCAAAACUGAGUAGAAUACCCCCUCUGAAAGCCUCAGAAGUUGUGAGACAGGGUUAGGGUUAGACAGAUGACACAGAUGCACUAUUGUAAGGAGAUCUGGGGGGUAGAGGUCCAGGGCUGCACUGUUGGGUUCCCCCAUGUUGUUCUUUGGUUCUGGUGCUUACGUGACAAUUGGUGGACCAGGGUCAGCAUGCACACACUCAGCAUGAUGCAUGAUAAACCCAUUAUUUUCCAUCAUAUUUCUACACUCAUGCAGAAGUUAAUAGGUGUUUUCUCAUGCAGGAGAAAGUUUGGUGUUUUCAAACUAACUUUUCUGCUUUCAGAGUUUCUAAAACUUGAGUUUUUAACCAGAUAAACCUAGUCUGAACUGUUGGAUGUGUUUGUAAAUGAAUUCUUUCUUUUGGCAGAGCGCUGAAAAACAACUCCUGGCUAACUGAACCUCACACCUUCCCAUCUUAAAGAGAGAAAACAAACAUUCAUCUGCAUAUUCAUUGUUGGUUAAAUAUUUACACUCAGAUCAGUGUGGGUUUGAAAUGUGCUGAUUAAAUUUGCAUGUUUUUAUUUCUUUUUCAAAUAAGAAAAAUCCUCCUGUAUGACUGGAUUUAAAAACCUUCCCACACUCCCCCCGUUUUACUUCUCUCAUCUGCAGUUCUUGCACGUUCGUUGUUUGGCUUGCAAAGGCAUCUUCUCUGACAAUCAAUGUUUUAUUUUUUACUCCUGCCAGUCCAAAAACUACAAAGCAAUGUUGUGAUGUUGUAGUCACAGACAACAUCUGGUUUGUGACUCACAGUUAAACACAGCAGAGCAAGAAAGUAAGAAAACCCGAAUACUGAGAAAAAGAAUCGCCAGCUUCUUGUUAAGGACUGAAUUUAGCAACAGGUUUUCAGUCUGCAUAUUUAAUCAGACCAAUAAAGAAAAGGAAACGCAUACAAAACCAGAUUGAAAUAAUGAAAUAUGGAAUAAAGCAAAUAAAAUAUGAUUUCACAGAGUCAAUAAACCCUUCUUUUACAUUACUUCUUCUUACUUUUUGUUCUGCAGAGGUUAGAAGGAGAGGAUUUAAAGAGAAACCUUUGUGACUUUGCUCUUAAUGUUCACCUUGUGGACUGUUUCAUCCAAAAACACACUUAAAAUGAGCAUAAAUAUUGAUUUAAAAUCUAUUUUCUGUCUUUAACAGUGACUCCUAAUCAGUAAUAAUGUAAUUUAAAACUCCUGUGAGGAGAUUUUUGACGUGAAUGAAACAGACUGAAACUUACAUUGAUGCUUUUUUAUGAUAUACAAAUACAAAAAAAAAAACAUCAGAGACAAGACUAAUGAUUUUUAAUUCCUGUUUGUAAUGCCUAAAACUUGAGUGAGAGGGUAGAGUUUCCAAUAACAUAAUCAAUCAAUCAAUCAAUCAAUCAGUAUUUAUUUUUAUAGCACUUUUCAUACACAACCGUGAUAAUAUUGUUAUUGAUUUUUAAUAGUAUUGAGCUCCUGUGCACAUGGAGCAAAUGAAAAACAGUCUGAGCAGAUUUCAGACAACUUAAUUUGCUCUUUUCAUUUUUUAAUUGUUCUUACACUAAGCAUAUGCACCAUGAGCAGAGGGCUGGGAAUUCUCAAACAGUACUGAACACAUGCCGUCUUGAACGUAACCCCUCAGAAUUCAAAUUAUAAGGACUCUAGAUAUCAGAGUCUUCAAACAGGAUCUGAUGAUGUCACAUUUUCCAGCAACUUGAGGACAUUUCUCUGCCUUUAAGAAGCAUUCAAGGCCGUCGUCCUCAGGGCUUUGUGGGAUUAAUUGAUAGAACUACUGAGAUAAACUAUUAAACUCACACUGUGUUUUUGUUUAAUAUUAAAACGAUGUGAUCAUAGGGGAGGACAGUACAGUUAAACGUACAUAAUGUGGGCAGCAGCUCCCUGCAGCUCCACUCUAACAUCUCCUUAUUCCCCGUCUUGUCCGAGAUGAAUUUAUUCCUGCGAGAUUGGCCUGGUGAGGCAUUAAUUUAAUAUCGACCGCUGCUUUGUCUCUGUUCACCAAUAUCUAGCGUAAGAAUCCAUAACUCUGGAUAUUAAAAAAGUAAUAAGGCGCAGAGAGAGGGAGAGAGAGAUAGGACGGAGGUAGAAUGAGAGAUGGGAGGAAGAUGAGGUGCAGCAUAAUGGGUCACACUCAUUACCACCAGCAGCUGCUGCUAUCUCUCUGUCUGAAGGAGGGGUCGUUUGUUAUGCUUGAACAUUAUUAUCAGCUUUGGGCUAAUAGGGGCUUUUCAAGGACGAAACCUCUAUUUUCUCCUUCCAGCUCUGCAUUCGAUCAUUUUUACCAACUUUGGUAGAUUUUGUUUGCCCACUGCCGUCAGUGGAAAUGAACUCGGAGGUUAAACAGGCUAAAGACGUGUGGAUUGGUCAGGCUGCUCCUGGGUAGACUCCAUCUUUGUUUGCUUCAAUAGGGAGUAGAUGAUUCAUCAAUUCACUGGUAGGUCCAUGUGAAACCUGAUUUAAUAUUUUCCUAGAUGCUGUUUUUUUCUUUUUUCCUUUGAAUCAAAGGACCGCAAGAGUGUAACAUACAGCCUAAUAAAGCCGUCACAAAAUACCAAUGUUGGGGUUAAAAGUUAAAAUCUCAAUAUUGUGGUAACAUUAAGCAUACAGUUAUAGUAGUGGUCUUUUAUUCCUGUUGCCAUACCUCAUAUAAUGCAGGAUAAAGUUGCAGACUGCCAGUGAGCUAGCUGUAGCAGCUGUCUGUGAGAUGAUUCAGCACUUUGGAAACUGAUGCUCAUAAUUAGAACAUUUAUCAUUUCUCUCUGUUCUGUUCACUGUUUUUAUUCAUUUCUUAUGAUCCACCAGACACUGUACACUUCAAUAUAAAAGCACAGUUUGACCAAACAGGAAACCUGAACGCAAGAUUGAAAAUAUCAAAAUAAAGUGUGACGCACAAUCAAUGAAUGUGGAAAUGUCUUUACAAGUUUUAGUCACAAGGCUGGUGAAGUGAAUAAAGUAUAAAUAUCGGCAACUCCUGGUCUCAACCAAGGAUGAGAAAAUGGGGAUAUGAUGAAAAAUGUCCUGAACAAUAAAAGAAGACCUGCUUUGCUAGUGUCUUUAAACUCAGUUAUCACAAUGGCUUAGGACAGAGGAAGAGCAUGGGCCAAAAGGUAAACCUGUUACUGUGAAUACUUUUGUGUUGAGUAGACACUUACUUUAAGUACUAGUAAAUAAUAAAACAUGACAAACUGAUUACAAAUAAGCCAAACAGUCUUAUCUAAAUCAUAUAUACUACACAUCCAAACAUCCUGGGAUGAAAAUGUAAAAAUAUAUUUAAAAACUUCAUAAAAGAGAGAUAGAGGACGGAUAUUUCAGGAUUACCUGAUAUGUGUGUUUGUAACCUCUGAUGUCUCUCCGUUGACCUGAAACCCACAUGAACUCACAGAUGUCUUAUUUUUGUGUUUUUCAGGUAAAACAGGUCACACUGAAGUGGUGAGAGUUGUCUUCCAUCCAGAGAAAAUCAGCUUUGCCAACCUGCUCAAAGUUUUCUGGGAGAGCCAUGACCCGACUCAAGGUACCAUAUCAGCCAGAAAAACGCACUCAAACCAAAACCUCGAAGGGAAGAGAGAAAGAUGCUCAACAGCAGUUUUUUUUUUUUAACUAGUCUUUAAUUCAGGAAAAAAAGAAGUGCCCUCUUUGCUCAUUUUUGAUAAAAUUUUUAAGAACGGAUGAAACCAAAACUCUAUUUUGGCUCUGAAACAGCCUUGUUGGCUUUGUUAUAUGCUGUAUUUAGAAAGAUACAUUCUUCGGCUUAUUUUAAACAAUCAUUAACAACCCAUAGUUACAUGCUCCUGAUGGGACUCUGAUAAGAUAAGAUAAAGUUUUGAACAUUUUUGCACUGCUUUUGUACUCAAGAGCAGCGCAGCACAUUUUGCAAAUUGCAUUGACUUGUCGAGUUGUAAGUCUUUCUUGUCAAGCCCGUAUUGUUCCCAAACUUCAGAUUUGAGGCUCACAGGUGGUUGGCACACUGGCUCAGCCUCUGUCUUUUCUCCAUGACAUUAGUGUACAACCACAGCACAAAUGAAGGCAACACGGAUCUUAUCUUUAAAAGCAAACUGAAAACAUACCUUUUCAGUCUUGCUUUUCACUAAAUUUUAUAUCAUUCACUUGAAGUGUUUUAGCAUUUAUCUCUUUCUAGUUUUAAUGACAGAAUCAUCUUUUAUUGAGCUAUUUUGGUGUUCUUAGUUAAGUAUCUUUACUGUUGUUUGCAUUUCAUUUUAUUUAUUAUUUCUUAAAUUUCAUUUUAUGUUACUUUGUUUUUAGAUUUUUUUGUUUUUUUUUGUUUUUAGACCUAAACCUCCAGUGUUUACUUAUCUUGAGUUUUAAAAUGGCGUUUCCUCAGUGCGCACAUUCCUGUUUCCACGAAAUCAAGCCCUUUUUAAGUUGCAUUUAGAUCGUGGGUGAGAAUGAGGGGUUUGGCUGGGGUAGAUUUGACUUACUGAUUGAUUGAUUGAUUGAUAAUCAAGGGGGGAUGAAACAGGAAUAAACAGAAAAUAUCAAAUCAUUGGAUCACUCACAUUUCCAAGUAAAUGCAGAGGAUAUAUAAAUCUAAAAUAGAUUGUUUUUUUGUUUUUUUUAACCAUUGUAGAAAUUAAAAAAAAAAACUGAUGCCUCUAGAGUUAAUCUUUAAAGUGUAUCCAUGUGCAACAUGAUGCGUCUGUAUGUCUUUGUAUCAGCAUGAACAAGUUCUUAUCUCCAGUGUGCAGAUGAUAUGUUGUACUUUUAUACCUGCUUGAAUGAUAAACAGGUUAUAUUUUAUCAUUAGUAUCUUCGUGUAGUUAGCUAAGAAUCUAAGGUUUCAACCUUGUGUGUUACAGCAGAUCAAAAAAGCUCUCCACAGUCAUCUGUAUUUAGACUCGGGGAUAAUCAUUUCUCAAACAGAAACUUCUUCACUUUUGACUGAAGUCUGGGAUUGACAGACUGACUGACACAAGUUGCCAUCUUCGGGGCCAAAACACUCGAUUGGCUCAAAGCUCAGAGCUCACCAAACAUUGUGGUUGACAGGCUGACAAGCUGACACGAAAUGAUGAAAGGAUACAUGAUGAAAUAAUCAGCCCGCAGUCAAAAACAGCCUUCAGUUCUGCCAAGACAGACGAGUUUUAUUUUUGGAAAUGCUGUCAGCUGUUGUGUUCAGAUGAUCUGAUGCUGCCUCUGCCAAAAAAAACGAGGGAGAGGGCUGAAAUCAUCUGCUGAAUUUUUUUUUCUAUGCGUGUGUGUGUGUGUGUGUGUGUGUGUGUGUGUGUGUGUGUGUGUGUGUGUGUGUGUGUGUGUGUGUGUGUGUGUGUGUUUACAGGGAUGAGGCAGGGGAACGAUGUUGGGACGACGUACCGCUCUGCCAUCUACACCUACUCAAAGCAGCAGUUGGAUGAAGCUGAAGCAUCCAAAGAUCAAUACCAGAAGGUACACGUCAUUAUUGAUAAAUCAGUCUUAAAUCCCUCAUAACUAUCAAACAGACCUCUACAUACAUUAUCCUCUACUUUACAUCAACUCUGCUGUAUCUACUCCCUUCCUCUUGACUCCACUUCCCAGCAUGCCCCUCUAGAAAUACAAAGGUUUGGCUCAGCCGGUAGAACAGGCACCCGUCAUACAGAUGCUACAAGUCCUUAUUGCACCAGUUGUAAAAUAAAUUCUCAGAUCCAGCAUAAUUUAGUGCAUGCCAUUCACAUUUCCUCGCCCAUUUGCUUUCUCUCAAGCAAAAUAAGGGCAAAAAAAAAAGACCUAAAAAUGAUCAACUAAAAAAGAAAUUCUGCCAAAUGCGCCAUGCUGCAAGAUGCCAUCAGUCAUUAAAGCUUGUAGAGCUUUGUAGUUAUUGCCCGGCAGCUCCUGUUGAGUACUGCACUAAAGAUUAGACCAAAAACACAUAAAUUAUUGGCGUAACUAACGGGUAAAUCUGAUGACGACCAGCAAGAGCAACUCCAGCAGAUGAUAACCUGGACUAAACAGUCUUUGCUAAACUCUGUGAGCUAGAUGGCAAAUUAAGAUUUUUUUUAAUGAACACUGAGCUAACAAGCGGCUAUAACAGAAAACAUGUUAGUUCUACUUACCAAAAAUGCUUGAUGUCAGAUGUUUUGGACAGCAGCAGGAUAUAUGAUAUGAUAUGAUAUGAUAUGAUAUGAAAAUCUUUAUUGUCCCCUAAGGGCAAUUCAGUUUGCAACAGAAGUUAAAACACACAUUCUUACAAUACCUCACAUUGCAGAAAUGCAUACAUCCAAUACCACACACAAAUACAAUAAAUAUAUAAAUACACAGAGUCAGCACAAACUAAUAGUGCAUCAUUUCCAUCACGCCUGCCUACAGCUUGUUUAAAAACCAAUGGCUGUUGGGACAAAGGAUUCAAGGUACCGAUCUGAUUUGGCCUUGCAAGUGAAAGUGUACCUUCUCUUAGACGGGAGAAACUCACUGAAACUCAGCAUGAAGAGGAUGGAGAGGGUUUGCCAGAAUGGCCUUUGCCCUCUGAGUGGCUCUGGUUUUAAAAACAGAUAUCAUAUCAUAAACCACCCAAAAAAAAUAAACAUUUUUGUACACCUGAAGGGAAAAAAAACAGCAUGGUCCUCCUGACACUCACAGCAACAAGGCCCUGUAACGCUGAGGCUCAAAAUAAUCCAGUUUUUGAUCAAUAUAAAGUUCAGUUGUUACAAAUAAGGAAAGAAGCUGCUGCAGAAAUAAGUACUCCAAUAUAGAACCCAAUGACAUCAGCCUCUAGUGGGCUCUUGAGGAACUGCAGCUUUUAACACUCCCACAUCGGCCUCAUUUUCAACACUAGAGGUUACCAAUCCCUGUCAACAUACGAAUGCAGACGGUAAAUAAAUAUGUGUGUGUGUGUAUGUUACAUACGCCAUACGUGUCCAUAUGCUUUAAAAACCUACACAAAACACACACAUAUAGGAACACACUCUCACAGACACACUCGCACACACAAAGAUGCUCACACACUCCCUCUGUUGAACUCUCUCCCGCUGAGACUUCUGCACCACUAUCCCACCAACAGGGCUUGUUGCCAUGGAAACUGACAAGGAGGAGGUUACUCUAUUGUACUCUUUUCUAUUCUAGUGAAGUCUGGUCUUCAUUCAAGUCCUCUUUCUCUUAUUUUUUCCUUCUUCAUCGCUCUAUCUCUUUUUUUUUAUUUAACCAAACCCUUGUUUGUUUAGCAGAUUUGUGUCUCUUAUAGUGUGUCUGUGUUCAUCGCUGCUGAGGUCCAGCCUCUGAACACAUCAAACACUGUUGUUUACUGUAAUAUGCAAAAGAAACACAAGCCGCUCUGUGUUUUAGGUUUCUUGCAGUCGUAUGCAGAUAUCGUGGUUGUGUGGAUGGGUUUGAGAUACAAAGUACAAACACAACACUAAAGACGGACUAUUGCCAAAGUUUCCUUUUUAUACUAAAAAAAUAUUAAUUUAUGUGUCCAUCUGCCAAAGUGAUAAAGUGUUGUCAUUCAGAUUUAUUAUUUCCUAGAGGAAAAGGACAGACAGAUUAUUUUAUAACAUCUGAAGAAGAAGAAAGAAGUUUUAUUUUCUUUUGGGUUGACAAAUACAUCUGUUCAUCCAUUUUCUAAGUUUUAUUGAUAUCAGGUCCUGAGUACCCAUCAAAAGCUCAUAAUGCUUGUGGAUUUUUUUUUGUUUGUUCUUUUGUUUUCAGUUUAGUGCAUUAAAAUGCCAAUAAAUGCUAAGUCAUUAAAUCAGGAAUCACAGAAAUGAGUCCCAAAGACGUAGUUUCCUGAAUUCUGGAGGCUUUUUAAAGAUACAGUAUGCGGUUUUGGGCAACACUUGACGCCUAUCUUUAUAAUACAUAAGUACAUGUGUAAUGCGUCACAAUCACAUUAUAGCACUGUAUAACUAUAGUAAUAAACACUCAUAAAUGAUCUUAUUGCUUUGUAGCGAUAAUAAUAACACAUUAUAAAGCAUUUUAUCAUGACUUACAAGGUCAGGCUUUAUGAUGUGUUUUGCUUAUUGUUAUAAAGCCUUAGGAUCAUUAAUGAGUGUUUAUAAUGAUAGUUAUGCAAGUUUAUAAACAAAUUAUAACACCUCAUGAAUCAUAUGUAUCAUAUCAUAUGUAUAAUGCAUUAUCUAUGUGGGCAUUGUCAGUGAGUUGUUAGGAGUUAUAACACAUUAUAAUACCUGACCUUGUAAGCCAUGAUAAAAUCCUUUAUAAUGUGUUAUGAUUAUUGCUAUAAAGCCUUAGGAUCAUAUAUGAGUGUUUAUAACUAUAGUUAUACAGUGCUAUAACGUGAUUAUAACGUAUUAUAAAUAUAUUUAUAAUGUGUUAUAGAGAUAAACAUCAAGUAAAGUGUUACCUGGUUUUGCUUUAGUUUACCAGAAUGGACUUUGCAGAAAUGGGAAUGGCACAUUCAUAACACUAGUGUAGCUAAAGGAACUUUUGGUUUGCCCCCUUAUCUAUUUGCAGUGUUUUCCUGUACAUAUGCCAGUGGAUGUUACAGCUGGUUCGCAAACAGUUGUAGCUUCUUCUUCUAUUCUCCUGUUUUCUAACAUGUGACAAAAAGCAAUAAGGACCACCACGAUUCACUCAUGGUGUUACUAGAUGCUUAUUUCUAGCGCUAGUCUUUUUAAACAUGGUUACCAUCAAUACUGGUUUAUUGUGACAACCUUGUUAUGCACCAGACAAGCUUUUUUCUCAAAAGCCACUACUUCACUGACAGGAGAAAUGAGCAAAGGAACGUUUUAGUUUUGAUCAUAGACUGUAUAUAGAAUGGACAGAGUCUGCCUCCUCGCUGGGUGAAGCCACUCCGGGAACAGCACCCUCUGGUGACGGUCUGCAGUACAGGUCAUAAAUCCCGCCUCUGCCAGCAGUCCCUAUGGAGCUGUGGACAAACUUUGGAAAUAUAUGACACAGAAUAUAAAUGUUUCUCCCCCCCUGGUUGCGAUGUUGACAUGUAGUAAUUGCAGGACUGGUUUGUGUUCCAGUCCUCUUUUUUCUCUACAGUUCAAUUUUUAAAAGUUAUCAGGGGGUUCAUGUUUUCUAUGAUUGACACUUGAUACAGCCUAUGAGCGUACGAAGAUUACUUAGCUCUCCCGGGAGAUAGGCUGUUUGAGCCAAGCAUCAUCACAGCAACUCUUGGUGACUCGUCCACAUAAUAUACAGUCUAUGGUUUUGACUCUUCCUGUUCGAUAUCACUUAAUAUUCCAUUUUUUGUACACUGCCCCUUUAAUUUUAGCAACAUUCACCCCACUAAUCCAGCUAAACAUUUUAUUUAAAGAUAUUAAAAGCUAAAAAUAAGACCUGAAUUAUACGUUUCUGUAAAUAAAAUGUAGGUAAAGUGUUCUUUUGCACAAUCCAUGCAAUUCAGGUCUUAUUUUUGGCUCAUAGUACUGUAAAAUAAGAUUUAUCUGGACUUGUCAGGAGAAUGUGGCUUCGGUCAAGCAUAAGGAAAUAUUUUUACUUGAAAUAAGAUGAAAACUCUCGCUUAGUAUUGAGUUUUUGCAGCACACAAACCACUUCUUAUUCUGCCAUCACUUUCCGCUGAAGGACGAGUUUUUUUGUCACUGAAUUGUUCCCCAUGUCAGAGUCAGCAGCGGUCCUUAAGAGUCGAACAGACUGUGAUAAAGAACUGGAAGUAAGAUGAGAAGUAUCCUCCAGGAAAAAAAAAACAUGUGAGGACAAUCAAAUACAAGAGACUCUGAAGUAGUUUAGUUAGAGUUUUCUUUUGAAGCGGGGCAACAAAUGUGGACCUGGUGAGUGUUUCAGUGUGGGUCUGGAAGGUAGUGAAGGUGUGAAGCUUUAUCUAACAGUCAUAACUGGAAAGACUCACGUGUUAUUUCUGUUUUUCUGUCCUGUACAGAGAGAUUCAGAUGAUGGAUGAACUCUCUCAUCUAGGCAGCACAUCUCUCCAUCAAUCUCUCUAGGUUUAGUUUGCUCUCUCAAUUUUUUCUCACCAGAUUGUCUCCCCCACCCUCUCCCAUCUGUGUGUGUGCGUGUUAGUGUGUGUGUGUGUGUGUGUAAGAGAGAGAGAGAGAGAGAGAGAGAGAGAGAGAGAGGGAGAGCAGUUGGCCUAUAGCAAACUCGCUGCAUGCCAAACCAUCUGGGCCUUAAAUCUGUCCUCCACAGAAAUCGCUUUAGUUGCAAAACUAAUGCACGGACACACACGCAAACAGAAGCACACAUAUAUGCACACACUGAAAUAAUGUUUUGACUCAGUUUUGAUAAUGUGCGUAAACAUAUAUGUGAUUAACAUUUGGUUUUCAUGCCAAAAAUGACAUGUACGAUCGAACAAAUCAGCGUUCCUCUUUCUCUGGUGAGCGUAGGUGCAUGUUCUCUUCACCGCACAGACUUUGCAUGUGUUUACAGAGCUCCAUCCUUUAAAUAUUGAUACAUUUGUGCCUCUUAAGUCUUGGGUGGAGUCUCUCUUUGCUUAUGGAGCCUUUUUUUUUAGGUGAAUUUCUUUAGCUUUACCCCUGCAGCCAUGCUCACUCGACCAACAACAACAACAACUACCCACUUCUUCUUAGUCUUCUCAGACAUGAGAAAAUGUGAAAUUCAUCACAGAUUUGAUGUUUUACUAAAGAUGAACUAAUCAGGUUGUGCCUUUUAAUGUCUCCUGUUACGUUUGAAACAUGCAUGAAUAAAAAAAUGGAGGGACAAGAGUGUAAAAAAAUGAUGCACAGAUGGAAAUAGAGGGAUUUUGAGUGCAGAAGCUGCGAUAUAUAGAGAGAGAAUCGUCUGGUUAAUUUGACUGUCAGGGUGUUGACUGUGUUCGCUAUGCCGCCUGGCUUGAUUGCAUUGUUCACACACCGAGUGAUUGGGGAAUUUGGUGUGUGCAUGUGUGUGUCUCUGUUUAUGUGUGUGUGUGUGUGAGAGAGAGGUACAACAGCACUGCAGAAAAUUACCUUGCAGGCGGCUGGCGGUUGUCUGCAGCAUGAAAGGAGCCUCCCUUUUCUUCUCCAGCCUCCUACCCAUCAUUAGGGUGUGCACUGCGUCUGAAAUGGCAGGUGGAAGUGCUAAAUGUGUGUGUGUUUGUGUGUGUGUGUUGCGUGCUUGCUUUAUGUAAUAAUGUGUGCUCGCUUAGUGGGUGCAAGCAUGGGUGCUGAAGCAGUGUGUACUCAUUGUUCUGGCAUCUCUUUCCUCUUGAUUCACGUCUCCGGCUACAUUUUCUUCCCCUGAACAUUCAUACGUCUUCUUUUAAAUACAAAUCAUCCGCUUUUCUUCCUCUUCCUCUUCUUUUUUGUCUCUUAAAUCCCUCCUUUGCGCGUCAAACGUGCCAACUUUACCUUUUUUUCCUUCCAAAUUUUUUCACUCCUCUCUCUGCUUCUCAAGGGUGCUUAUCAGUAUUGUUCACAUUUGCCUGCUUUACCAGUGCAGUCAAGGUAUUUGCAUUUCAAAUGAGAAAUCUACUUCUCUGACAUGCAAAUUAAUGGAUGUGAAUUAUGCAUAUAUAGCAGGCUGCAAACACAGCAGCAGAACCAGCACCAAAACAAACACAGAGGAUCAUAAAAAGAGGCGGACAGGAUGCCAAAACAUGAGGUUAAGCAAAUUUUACCUGCAUAGACGGAUGACUCUGAAAAGAUCAGUUUGAGUUCAGAGCCGUAUCCACUGACUAAGAGGUGCGUCUAGGUAUGUAGACUCUUUGAGGAAUUUCUCAAACCCACUUGUAGCUUGAUUAUCAUGUUGAUCUUUAUAUGAUCAUGUUUGAAUCAAAGGUCACAUUUAGGAACAGGACCCUGAACCCAAGCAGAAGGGUGUUGUUUCACCCUGUAAGGACACUGAACACUAAUCCAUCAUGUGUUUGGACUCUGUUCAAGAUAUCAGUAAUAACAGAAAUUGGUGGUUGCACAUCAUUUAACACAGGGCUCGACAGUGCGGCCGUUUCACUCGCAUUUGUGACAAAAAAUAGAUGUCUGCGAAUUGUAAAAUGUAUUUAGAGGAACAUGUGCACAUCAAAAAAAAAAAAAAAAAUCAGCUCAGGCAACAAAUGUUUUUUCAUGUAAAUACUGCGGUGAAGUUAGUUUUAGGUAAGAUAUUCGACGGACGUUCACUGUGGAUCUACCGGUGUCUUCUAACUCUCUGUAACCGAGAAUAACAACAGCAGCGCAGCUAAAUCUACUCGGCAUCCUCGCUGUCAACGUCGGGUGUUGAAUAAGAGACCAUCAAUGAAUUACCGUUUGAUGUUCUCAAAAAAGGCUGUUUUCCUUCAAUAGCUUUCAUGUCAUGUGUCCAAAUAUACCUGAAAUUGAUUUCAAAUAAUAGUACUUUUGUUGACCGUUAAGACAAACAUUAUUUGAUCAAUUUUCAUUGUGCCCCUAAAGUCCUUUGUGUGCUCCUUACUUUUUUAACUUUGAAGCUCAUGUGCUCCUUAUGAAAAACGUUAGUUUCAAGCCCUGCUACAUGCAGUUAAAAUUGGACAAAGAAAAUAUAUUGAAUGUUAAAACUGAGCAUUUUCAUAGUAAUAUAAAAAUAUAUACAUUUACAAACUGUUGACAAUCGCCUCUGUAGUAAAGUGAUGUGGUAUCGGUGGUACAAGACAGUUUAACACUUUGUCCACCUUUAGAUGUUUAUAAAUGGUGUCCACUUGGCAUGGCACUAUUCUGUCUUUUUUAAACCUUAUUGACAGAUGGAGGACAGUGGAUAGAGCAGGAAAUGGGGGAGAUACUGGAAAGGGACCACUUGGGUGGACUUGGGUAUGUGGGUCGUGUCCUGACUGUCAGGCCAUCUGCACCUCGGUGCAGCAGUUUUAACCUGCAUUCGUUCAUGCAACAGCAGCAGCAGACUGUGCUCAUGGACGAUGUUUUUGCAGUGAUUUUGUGGCCAUGCAGUGGUUUUCACUACAGAGUCAUACCAGUUUUUGAGACAGUGCUUCUUACGGCAUGAAGCUCACAGUCAUCCAAGUCCUGGCUUUUGGCCUUGGUUCCUACAGAGGUUUCUCCAGAUUCUCGAAUCAUUUUAUGCUGAGGAAGAUAUUUCUAUCAUUCUUGAGCCAUUUUCUCACACAGUCCCUCCCUCACAGAGUAGUGAACCUUCUGCGGUCCUCAUCUUACUGACCUGUUGUCUGGACUUGUCCUGUUGACCUGUUGAGAUGUUUCUCCAGGUGGUUUUUCAGCAUUAUUCAACUUUUUCAGUGUUUUGUUGUCCCCCUUUUUUUAACCAGCUGCUGCCCUCAAAUUUAACAGAUAUUCAGUCUCAACAUUUGAUCUAUUGUCUUUGCACUAUUUUAACCUAAUACAAGGUUUAGAUUAUAUAAAAUUGUACACAGCACUCCAACUUUUGUGGGAUAACAGGCGUUUGUUAGCUAAUGUGCCUACUGUAUUGGAAACUACAUCCCUCCAGUCUGAAUCAUGCAGUGCAUCAGAAGAAUCUUAUUAAACUUGCUUACGUUACAAAUUUUGACUCACUGGUGUCUUCAGUUGUUCUUCUUCAGAUGCACCCCAGACCCUCUGGGUUUGUUUUGCUGAGAGCGUCUUUAACGACUUCUGAGCGCUGACGUCAAUGAAGUUAAAAUGGUUUCCAAACAAUUACCUCUCACUAACUAUUAGAGGCAGCAUGUGUGAAAUUACCCAGCACCACUUUAAGACUGAAUGUUGUUUUUUAGACUAAAAAUAAACGUUUUAGUAUUUCCCCAAGGAGCUCUUUCCACUCAAUCUGGAAGUUCAUUUAAAACACUGUAAGUGUCGGCAAAAUGACGCCAUUACCACUGCUCACUAACUGCUGUACUUUGACGUCUUCUCUGCACUUAAUGAAAAGAUACACGGAUGAAAACUUGUACCAGUAGAUUUUUUCUAGAUUUCAUAAUGCUUCACCACUGACAUGGAAAUUCCUGCUUAUAUAUUUGUCCAAUGAGAUGACAUAGUAAUUAUCCACACAAGCAAUGAUAGAGUCCUCGUCCCAGCAAUGAACUCCAACACGUCAGCUGAAUGGGAGCUAUUUGAAGUGUGGGACACAGACAGGAAAACAGCUAUUUGCCAUGCUUGUAAAACAGGUUAUAUAAGGAGGAGUAAAAAAAAAAAAACAGUCAUUUAAAACCAGCAGAUUAAUUGAGCAUCUCAAGAACAGUCAUCCUAGACACCUCCAAGUGUACCUGAAGAGUAAAAAUGACAAGACAACAGCAUGUGCGUCAGUGAAAACCUGUCAGCUGCUUCUAUUUGAGUCUUUCAACAAAGCUAAGAAAGGUAUACAUACAUUAACACAACUGUGUUUGCUAACCCUGUGCAAUAUUUCAUGCAUAAACAUGUCUGUUUAUGCAAAUUAUGUGCCAUUGGGCUGUGUGCAGUCACUCAGGUCUGGGUUGCAGUUUACAUCAGCACCUGUACAAUCAUGUGUAAUACAUCAAUCUGUAACAUUUUUGUAUUCUGACUUUUAACCAAUUACCUUUACACUCCAAACACCUAAUGCACAGCAACACUAAUUCUGUUUUUUUUUUGUUUGUCUGUUUGUUUGUUAAUUUAUUUAUUUAUUUUGGGAAUAGGAACCCUCUUGAAUGUUAUCUAUGUAGCUUUGUAAACUAAUGCAGUUUAUGUUCUCCGUUCUCUGUCUGUUGUCUGGUUUUAUGUACAUACUUUUAAGAAUUUGUUUACAUGCCUAAUGCACAUGUAUAUUUGUACCAUCAACAUAACAGAGCUAACAGUGGGAAAAAAGACAAAAAGACAGUUACAUAUCGAUGUUCAUUAAUGUCCUUGUCCUUAAUAAUUAGUUUGUAAUUAGGUAAAUUAAAAGUAAUGUAAGGUUAGUAAAGUAGAUGAAGGAAAGUCAGUUCAUAGGGUGAGUUAUGUAAGUAAGUUAAUUAUGUAAAGAAAGUAAAGUUAACUAAGUAAGUAAAGAUAGUUAAGUAAAGUGAAGAAAGAAGUAAGUAAAGUUAACCAAGCGAAGUAAGUAAGUAAAGAAAGUUAAGUAAAGUAAAGAAAGACAAGUAAGUAAAUUAACUUAAUGAAGUAAGUAAGUGAAGAAACGUAUGUAAGUAGAUUAAAGUAAUUUAAGUAAGGUGAAAUUAGUAAAGUAGUAUCGUAAGGAAAUUAUGUCAAGUAAAAUAGGUGUGAAAAUAAGAAGUAAAGAAAUGAACCAAAGUAUGCAAGUAAAGUAAGUGAUAUUAAGUUAGUGAGUAACUUAAGGUAUGUGAAGUAAAGAAAAAAAAUGUAAAGUAAAGUAAAUUUUAAAUAGUAAAGCAAGACAUUUAAGUAAGAAAGUACUGUGAAGUACAUAAGAAAAGAAGGCUGAGUAAGUAAGGUCAGUCAACUAAAGUGAUGAAAGUCAGAGAAAGUAAAGCUAAGUACAUUAGUCAAGUGAGUAAGUUAGUUUACUGACCGCCUGAAGGUAAAGGAGCUAAAAACACAAAAUCAUUGCCUUUUAGCAUUGUUACAGGUGCUGGUCCCUGGCUUAAGCAGACAGGUUUUUAGAGAAGUUGCAGAAAUAAGGAAAAAAAUACUUCUAUAUUUUUGGAGUUGCCUUGCGGCAUUCAUUUUGGUUAAAUUUCAGAAGAUGUUAGAGGUUAUUCCUGUGUCAGAAAGUCAGGUAAAAUGUAAUCUGCUGUACCUAGUAAAUUCAGAUGAACUUAAGUGGAGUAAGGAGGAAAAAUAUCUGUUUAGAGUAUUACUAUUUUAUAAAACAAAGAUGGUGCUUAAUUUCUAUUGUCAAUCAAUCAGUCAAUCUCAAUCUAAUUUGUAUUAGAUAUUUUCAGAAAGAACAAAAAAACAAAAGAAACAAAAAAAAAAACUGUAAUCCAAAAUUUACAGUAAACCCAAUCAAAAAUGAAUUUUUUCUUUUAGAUGACCCACAAUAAAUGAUCAGCUUGGGCUCAUUUCCGGAAUAAUCUCCAUUUCCUUUAACUUUUCUUUGAUGCACAAAAAUCAUUUGACAUUUACAUGAUUUCUACUAAAGUAACUCUUUUUUUUUUUUUCUUUCUUGCCUGUUUAAGUCCCUCUAAUUUCUAUAAAUCUGUUUCUAAUUCUGCUUUUUCCAGGUACUCACAGAGGAAGGUUUUGGCCCGAUUACAACAGAGAUAGCUGAAGACAAGACGUUCUAUUACGCCGAGGAUUACCACCAACAGUACCUGAGCAAAAACCCUGACGGAUACUGCGGUUUGGGAGGGACUGGAGUCUCCUGUCCAAUAGGACUCAAGUCAAAGGCUUAAACAGCCAACAAGGUCCCAAAUCAGUCAGCUUAGUGAGGUCCAAAGAUGGAGAGAAUUUAUGAUUUAAACAACUGAUGCAAAAAGCUUUGGGUUUUAAAUAUAGGAACACCCAAUUUUAAGAUAUUUUACGCAUUCUUUCAAUAAAUCAAAUGCCUCCAUUUCUCUUUCAUGCUACUUCAAACUGGCAGGUGUUUAAUGGCUGUCAGGCUACUCUUUGCAAUGAUAAAGGAACAUAUUGUGUGAAAUGGGGGAAAGGAAAACUGUGAUAAAUAACGGUAAACUUCCAAGCUCAGCACUGAUUUUAUUCUGGUAAGACAUCAAUUUUAGUAGGUUAGAGUUCAGGUUUUACUGCAGAUUACUGUCUAAGCAAACUUCCUGUUUAGAUUUCUCAUGCUGAGAACUGUGUGCAUGAUGACUGCAGGUCAUGUUAUGAUUUCGUCUCUCAAGUAGCUCUUUCAGUAAUGAUUAGUCAAGAGGUGAAACUCUGACUGUUGCAAAGAUUUGAUUUUUCAAAGUCAUCAGAAGAUUUAACAUAAUAAAACUUAAAAAAUGUAAAGACCUCUGGUAUUCUUCCUUGCAUGAAAAUACAAUUCACAUCUGCCCCAAUGUUGUUGUUUUUUUAACAAAUUAAUCUCUGGGAUAUAAUUUCACAAUUGAACUAUAUUGUUGUAAUAUGAAUAGGACUGUGUGAGACAUACGAACUUUGCAUAAUUAGACACCACAGAAACUCAAAUAUUGGCAAGUGUUUGUUAAGUUUUUAGUCAAAGCAUCUAAUCAAUUAAAAAUCAGCCACAUUUACCCGACAAGUCCAGAAAUAACAAUUAUUUCAAGAUGAUAGAAGCAGAAUAAAAACGCAGAGGAUGGUAGUAAAAAGGUAUGAUAUUUGUCAGUGCUGCAAGCAAAAUUAUCUGCUAAACUUUCACAGACAGUGAACUUUCAUGGUGUCCAUUUUAAUACACUGUGCAGUCAAUGGUUAGAAUCAAUCAGAAACCUGAGGUGUGGAGAAAUCAAGCUAAGCUGCAGUUCCUCAAGUGUCCACUUGGGGCUGCCUCCGUAAACCAAGAAAAGCCCAACAAAACCAAUAUUAGAAUGCCUAUUUUUACUGUGGAGUAAUAUCCAGCCGCAAAAAAGAUGGUAUUGGUGUCUAUACCUAAUUUUUAAUUUGUAACAACUAUUUGGGGUAACUAUGUUUUCAACCAAUCUGUUUUUGAUGAAAUUAAAACUGGUUUUAAACUGGUCGGUUUCUGGAUUUGAUGAAUAUCAGUUUGAGCGAGCAAUUUUUAGAGCUCGGGUGUCAAAACAAUCCUUCAGAAACAGUGGGUGGUCAUAUGGACUACAUCCAUUUAGUUCACACAUUAGCAACAGAAAUGUAUCAAUAUGUGCAAAUGAUUUUGUACAAGUAGCUUCAAAAGAUCUCUUCUCUGUUUUUACCAUAUGUCAUUCAAAGACAUGGCUAAAACAAGCUUGAAUUAUUCAAUCCGAACAUUAAAUUAAAGAUUGUCCUAUUAAAAAGUCUGCUUCAUGUCAUGGGUUUGCUUCUGCAGAUCAAAGAGUAACUAUUUCUGUUUUUGAUGAAUUUAAAGUAGACAAUUUAAAAUUUCUAUCAGACUCGGUCAAAAGGAGAUUUAUUUUGAUUAAAAAUGUAUCUCCAUGUUAGUGUUUGCUCCUUUUUUUUGGUGUG